Pelobates cultripes (western spadefoot toad) is the source of this 50251-nucleotide messenger RNA. Lineage: Eukaryota; Metazoa; Chordata; Amphibia; Anura; Pelobatidae. The record is from the annotation of a GenBank genome assembly.
AUUCUAACGUGUUAACACGGCGGCAGUGGAUGGGAAGGAGGGGCAGGCGUGGCUAGAGCCCUGGCGGCUGGAGGAGGGAAGUCCUUAUAACCCAGGCUGAGGAUCAGAGUGCACUCACUAUCUAUCAGGCAUUCAGGCAGGCUGGCAGGCUGGCUGGGGUCAGGAUCACACGGAGAUCGCAGCGCUGAGCAGUCAUUCCCUCACUACACCCUCACUACCAGAAAACCCCAAUGCACGGAUUAGCACCAAUAUGCUGGGGCUCCACGACAGAUAAAAGGAUAUUAUCCAAGAUACCUGGGCUGGAUUGCUUCAUCUUUUCCUUAUGAAGAAGACAAAAGUAAGUAUCUGGACAAUCCCUGCCGUGCAAGACGUAUACAGGGGGUGAAUGGAGUGCACACACCGUGUACCUUGCACAAACAGGGGCAUUAUUGCACUAAUCCAUUGCUGGUCUGAAUAUUGUUAGCAUUUCAUUAGCAUUGCUAUUUGCAAGAACACAGGAAAAUCUUUGCAAGUCAGAUGUUUGCUAAAGCAAAGGGCAAGGGUUGACAUAAAGUUCUUUUAUAACCUGCAUGUCAAGACAGCGCAGUCAUGAUGGUGCUUGCUGAGAAUACUGGAUUCUGUACAUGGGAAGCUGCUGUUCAGACAGCUGUUGAGCGCAUCUCCCUCUACCAAGUUAGGACUGAGUGCCAGUACUGUGAGUGCACUCACAUUGCAGCCUGGCACUGGGGAAAUCCUAGCUGAAAAUGGGCAAAGAAAUUCAAAUUUAGUACAUUUUUUAAAUUAUUUUUUUUGUGUCUUGUAUUGUGUUUAGUGUUUUGUGCGAUUUUGUUUUUAAAAUAUUUAACUGAUUUUGCAUUGUACAUAGGAAAGCACAUACAAUUACAAAAUCACAAAGUGCAAAAUAUAGUGAUUUUUUUUUAGCCAUCUGAAAAAAAGUUAUUGGCAGUGAGUCCCUGCGCUGACAGUGCGCUUACUUUGCAGAGGUGACCCUGUGCCCGCUGGAUAUGGGCAAAGACAUGAGAAUUCCAAGGAAGUUGUUUAUUUUGGCAUUUCGUAUUGUGUGUAGUGAUUUUUUAUUACGCGUUGUCUUGUUUUAUACAUAUCCUGCUUUUGCAAUCGAUUUAGACUGUUUACAUUGCUCAUAGGAAGCAGGUCUGAAAAUUACACAGUGCCCUGUGAUAUCUCAGCUAUAUUCAAAGUUGCCAGUGAGUUUCAGGACUGUCAGUGCGGUUACAGUGCUGGCCCUGUAGCCUGAGUAAAAAUAAGAAGAAUUCUAAGUUGUUUUUUGCAUUUUUGUGUAUUGUUUUGUUUUGUAUUUUUUUGUUUUGCUUGUAUGCUGCUGUCGCAACUGAUUUUAGACUAGUUAAAAAUAUAAAUCUCUGUCUAUCUGUAGAGUGCGUUAGUGGUGGUGUCUGAGAUUUCUAUUACACAGAGAUACUCGUGCUGUUUACUGGUUGAGUGCAGCCUACAGCUUUCUGUACAGUAUGCACUUAUAUGUCUAUGGCUUGAUAAGAGCUUGCCUUAAGGCUGGAGAAGCUUUAAUUUGGCCUUUGGCUGUCUCUCCUUUUUCUUAAUCAUUAUUUAUGACAGUAGUUUUCUGGAAUGCUCAGAUUGCAAGUUUGUUACCUCUACAGUUCAAUCAAUGCACACUUUUAGGCGUCCCUGUGUUGUGGAAACUUGUAGACUUUAUGGAUUAUUUAGAAAAGUGUGAAUUAUUGGGAAUUCAAAAUUUACUCAAAGUUAAUUUCACAUUAUAGGCCAAAAUAGCCAAAUCAAGACUAUAAAGAAGGUGGAGAAUAUUACCAGUUUGACUAUUGUGGUCUUAGAUUUGGUAAUUCACAAUUUGGUCUGUAGCAUAUAACUGAGUUUAAUAGAGACUGUGGUGGUUCACUAGAGUGCAAUGGGACAUCUGAAGCAUUUCAAGUAAUUGGAAUAACUGGCACAAGUGGAAAUCCAAUUGUUUUACCCUGUAGCUAUUGAUAUUGAUCGGUGCACUUCUAGACAGGGAUAGAAUAUCUAUUGUCAGUAAAUAAUUAACAUUGUCAUAGCCAGUAAUGUGUGUGUGUGUGUAUGUUCAUAGACAAACUCUUUAAAUCUUAAUGCUUUCUUAAACAUGUGUCCAUAAAAUAUUUAGGCAUCCACUGCAGUUCUGUUUAUGCUCUAUUUGCAUUGCAAAAUCAACGCACGUUACUUAAUCUGCCUCCUAGGUGGCGUUUACCUUUAAGGAUGUUAAGUAAAUUCCAGAAUAUAAAUAAUUCCCCUGAAGUGUUAAAAAAUUCAAGCGUGUAGAAUAAAGCAUACAUAACUGAUGAUUGUAUCAGCGCAUGCAUUUGAGCCCUCUGCAAUUAUGAAUACCAAAGCGCUGUUAUGGAGAAUUGGAAUGAAAGUCUUGGAACUGUCUGUCACAGUAGAAUGCAAGCAAGGGUUCUGGCUUCCAGUUGCUUAAUAUAACAGUCUGGUGGUAGCACUGAUUUAGUGAAACCAUUCUUUUAAACAAUUCUGGUCAAUAUUGAACCUGACAGCAGAGUUUGAUAUAUGAUUGUGGUCAAUAGAUGUUGAAAAUUUUGAGCUGAGUUUAGGGAAAAACAAGUUCGAGGGUGUCCUAGUGAAUCAGAGUAAAGCUUAGGUAUUCCUUUAAAUAAACACAAGAAAGUGACAUAGCGACCUGUGACUAACCAUUUGUUUAAGUAUAGCUGAUAAAAUGAAAACAUUGGGUGUUGUGCCAAUAGGACAGACAACUUCGCUAAAUUAUUUGUAUACAAAUGAUAAAUCGAAAUGUAUAAAACAUGAGUUUCGUGUGUGUGGGGGGAUGUUAUUGCAUGUUUUUGCUUGUGUAUCUGUGUGUAUACAUGCAUUUUGUACGUCAAAAUAUCAUGUAGAUGAUAGCACAUUUGCCAAUGUCACAAAAUGACUUUGACGUGCAGUAGGUUUAAGUACAUUUAAAAAGUUUCUAGAUUGCAAAGGUUACCAUCAAAGUAGGAAUGUGCCACGGGUGAGAGGUAAAACCUCACCUCCGGUCUAUAAUGAUCACAAAUAUUUUCUAUUCCACAUCUGUUGAAUGACCUUGUGUGCGGCAAUGAGUUAAGGUACAUAGUCCAGCGUUGUAGGUGCCAAAGAUAUUAAUUCUUAUCGAAGCUCUUAAGUCCAGUUCAUAUCCUUCAAGAAGAUAAACAAGGUGCAUUGGAAAUUGUCCAACCCGCUGAUCUUCCUUGUCUUUCUAGAGUAUGCAAAACCGCCAGUCAGUUUUCAUUCAAGGCUGACAUAUCAAAUGGAAAUGUAGAUUUGUUAAAUGAAGCAGUAACAGUGCACAGGCUAUAUUGAUUGACUGUGUAUGAAAAAGGCAGACAAGCACAUCUGUAUGUUUUAUAGUAGAAAUUUUGGUGUUAAAACCAGAUUCCAGUUUUAAAAAUGUAAUGGAUAAAAAUGUAGGAUCAAGUUUUAAAAGUUGAGGAAACCGUAGACACCAUGGUUUUAUGGUGAUUGCCCAAAUUCUUGAACAUUAACACAUUUAUCGCUAUAAUAGCUCAGUCCGUCAGACACCCCACCCCUUCUCUGUACAGGGAAUGGACUCAAAUUCCAAUUGGUUUUUGCAAAUCCAAUAGGAUAUCUUAAAACCCCAGUUCACUGACUGCAUUAGAACUGGACUAGACUGAUGAAAGAUAGGAAGUACCCAAUUGUUUGUCGUUUCUAUGCAUAGAUAUUUAUGUUCUAUGGAAUAUUCUAUAAAGUUGAGAGGGAUAAUGCUUUAAAAAAAAAAAACCUAUCUAAAUACUAUAAAACAAGAACAAAAUCUGGGGCAACUGAUGGCCCCCCUUAAACUGACAAUUACACCAAAAUAUAAAAAUGUAAAAAAAAUGUAAAAAUUACAAUAAAGCAUCUUAGGAAAAAGGCAAAACAUUUUAUUUUUUAAUUUUUAUACUAAGUUAUUAUAAAUCUUUGUAUUUCGAUAAUUGUGUAAUAAGGGUGUAUGUUCUAUCUCAUGUAGUUAGUUUGACAAUGCACAGCUUACUAUCAUUUGUCAGAUUGAGUUACCAAAAUAGAGAUAAUUUAUAAAUGGCAAACUUUAAGCACUUUGUCUCACAGCAUCCUAAGGACUUUUUCCAUCAACGCAGUUUUAACUUUCAUAAAGCACACAAAAGUGAUCUUCGCUAUGCAUGGCUAUAAGCUGUGCACACAUUCUGGAUCUAAAAUGUUUAGUCUCACUGUCAGAUUUGAAAUCAGGUAUCUCCUAUAGCAUUUCUAGUGCAAACUUUCUAAGCCUGCUGGACAACAAAUGAUAUAAUUCUUUUCCAGUGGUUUAUAUAUCUGGAUUGUGGCUGUUUUACUGCUGAUAUUUCAAGGCUAGCAAAGUUGUUUGCACUUUGCUCAGAUGUAAUCACGGUGCCUUUCUGUUUGUCCAGGUUCCUGAUUCAUAUUUUUACUUUCUAAACAGAGCUUUUGCCAAAUGUGGGCCAAAAUAGGAAAGCUAGAAAAACAUUCUCGAACUGUAUUAUUUUUAUUUUAGUUAAUUUGGUCAAACUUUUAGCAACCUAUUUAUCAAUUCAUCACUAUCUCUAGCGAAUAAGGCCUUAAGUCAUUUGCGCUGUUGCAGGGAUGAUUCAUUCAUAUAGUGGUGAUAACAUUUUUAUUAUUAUUUACAUUUUUUUAUACCCAUUGUACUGCGCUGCGGAAUUUGGUGGCGCUAUAUAAAUAAUAAAAUAAUAAUAAUUAUCAAAAUGCCAACUGCAUUAAUAAUAUGACACGUGCUUGUUAUUGGGUUAUUUUUGGACAGACAAUGGUUCUAUUUCAAUUCUUUAAAACUUAUUUUUAAAUUUUUUACAAUGUAAUAACCGAUAUAUGUGUAAGUUUGACAAUGUAAUAACCGAUAUAUAUGUAUUAGCUCAACACAUGUUUUCUUUAUCUCAAACAAUAUAAUGUGUAAAAAUUAAAGUUAGAGUAGUUUCAUAUUAAAGUGCAACAAAGAAAUAUAAAUCAAAAUAGGCCCCAUGUUUUCAUAUUCAGAUCAAAAUCCUUUUCUAUUUUUGGAAAACAUGUUUAUUUGGGACUAAAGGCUGGUUUCAUCCCAAUGUUUAUUUACUGUGUCAUUUCAACAGGUUUUUCCACAUUUGGAAUGAAAAGAAGGGAUAAGCAUAAAGCUCUAGAGUGGUAAAUAAAAGCAGGGUACAAGAUAAGCUGCAGCAAAGAUACAAGAAUGAUUUAAUCUGAAAUCAAUUAUCUGCCAUUGGUUUGUGCCUAAUACAUCGCUAUUACAAGCUUUGCAUAAGCAAAAGAAAUGCCACAGGGCACAGGUCCCAGACGUCCCUUUCCCAUGGAUCUCUUGACAUACAAUGGGUGUCGUCAGGUCAUUUUGACAACUGGAAUGGUGUAUGGUGUUAUAAAAUAAUAUGAUCAUUUCACUUAUUGAAUGAAUAGUAUAUGUGUUUUGCUUACCAAAGUAGUCAUUAAUAGCCUGCUCAAGAUCUGGUCUGCAGGUAUAAGUAGUUUAAAAGUCACACAGGUAGUGAUUUCCCGAACGGUUCGCCGCGGACUCAUCAUUGAGUAAACUUUGACCCUGUACCUCACAGUCAGCAGACACAUUCCAGCCAAUCAGCAGCAGACCCUCCCUCCCAGACCCUCCCACCUCCUGGACAGCAUCCAUUUUACAUCCAUUGUGAAGCUGCAUUCUUAGUGAGCUGUCCAGGAGGUGGGAGGGACUGGGAGGGAGGGUCUGCUGCUGAUUGGCUGGAAUGUGUCUGCUGACUGUGAGGUACAGGGUCAAAGUUUACUCAAUGAUGAGUCCGCGGCGAACUGUUCGGCGAACCGUUCGGGACAUCACUACACAUAGGUUAAUGUGACCAUUACAUGUCAUUUUUUUAUGCAAAAACUAAUGUAAAAUACAAAUUUUGGUUUACAGACUACGGUUACGUGAGAUCAAAAUACUAAAGUGAAUGUGAAAUGAAAACAUGAUAUGAUUUCAUUAAUACCUUCAUCGUACAGGUUCCGAAAAUUCCAAGAGAAUGCUAAAAUAAAUGCAUAAUUUCCUCAUGCAGUCAGUACCAGUCCAUGACUAAGCAUCUGUAUUAUCUAAGGGAAUACACUUACAUUUGCGCUCAUGUGAACCCAGAUAUCUUAUCGCCAAUCCUUCUACUACCAUAUAUUCUCAUUAUGCAUUUAUUCUAUUUAAAAAAAAAAGAAAAAUCUAUGUAAGCCUCUUUCAUCUCUCAUGGGGUGUAAACUUUGAAUACAGUUUAUUUAGGGAUAUUUUUCCAUAAGACAUGCUGAUGACACUAGCAUAAAUACUUUUUUUCAAGUGCACUUUGAACACUGUUCCACUUAGGAGUUUAUUCACUAGAAUGAAUUGUUUCUACGUGAAAACUGAAUUUGCAGAUUUUAGACCAUAAUAAUUGAGUUGAGAACUUCACCCACUCUGUAUCACGUUUGGCUAUUUUUGACUCGUGUUUUCCAAAGGAGUGAGAAAAAGAUGAAUUGUUCGAUGCACCAUCAGUACAACCAAAAGUAAUAAAUGUAGACAUUGCAGCUCGUUCUUCUUUAAGUAGGUCAAAUGCAUUUCAUUACCCUGGGAGAUUAUGUAUACUUAAAAGCAGCAUAUUAUUGUAGUUUCAAACUCAUGCCAUUGUGCAGAAAUGCAUGUAGCAAAAUAAUUAACCCUUAGAUAGCUAGUUUUAGUACAUUAUCUCAUUUGCGUGGGAUAGGAAUUAAUCUGAUAAAUGCUAGGAAUCCAAUGAAAGGUCACUUGAUACAGUCUUAUAAAUUUUGGAGGGCUGAGAGUUGAUUGAAAAGCAACAGCAGUAUACAACCUAUAUAUCAUCUACUUAAAAGUAACAUCAGAUGUAUCAGAAUGUAUAAGUUACAGUAACUCAAAAUGUAUAUUUAAAAAUUUAAGUUACCAAGACAUAAAGUACCCCUUAGAUCUGUUUCCACGUCAAUUGCCUUUAUUUUUACUACUGCCAACCUUUCUGUAUGAUCUGUGCUUUUAAAGUAAUAUUCCAGGCCAUUAAAUCUGAUAAGGAACAUAAUGUAUGAGCCAGGGACCCUUAUUUUGUUUAAACUGCUUAAAAAUGGAGGGACAGCACCUGGGGACUUCGAGGACUAUAACCAAUUCAGUGAGACGAAAUGUGUCCCUUUAAGUCAAGACUUGAUAGGUUUCUACCAACACCAGUAACAUAACCACUUGUUUAAGGAUCGCUAUAGGGUCAGGAACAUGAACAUGUAUUUAUGACCCUAUAGUGCUAAACCCGGUAUAAAAGUUUAAAACUCACCUUAUUUCCAGCACCACAUGACUACGCCGGUGCUGGCUCUGCCCCCUUUGUGUCAUCGAAAUGGCUGAUUUUUAGCCAAUCCAAUGCUUUCCCAUAGGUAAAGCAUUGGAUUGGCUAAAAUCGGCAUGGGGCUGGGCCAAAUGCCGUUUUGGCCAAUCAGGACCUCCUCAUAGAGAUGCAUUGAAUCAGUGCAUCUCUAUGACGAAAAUUCAGUGUUUCCAUGCAGAGCGUGGGGACGCUGAAUGGCAGGGUUGCUUACUGUGCAGCCCUGAGCCAGGAAGCACCUCCAGUGGCCACUUGGAGGUGUCCCUAGGGGCAAUGUAAAGGCAGUAUUUACAUGAAAAUGCCUGAAGGGAGCUAUUAUACUCACCAGAACAACUACAUUAAGCUGUAGUUGUUCUGGUUACUAUAGUGUCCCUUUAAUGCAGUGUUGAAUUACCACAGAGUAUAAAAAUAGGUCAAAAGGCCUCAUCCCCAGUAAAUUUAGAAUGUUCUUUAUUUAUUCAUGUUUUAUAACCAGACAGACCAUUUUUUUUAUGCGUCCCUACCAUGCAGUGAAUAAGAACAUUUGUAAAGGAGUAAACUUUGUCCGGUCUGUAAUAAGCUUCCAGGGCAUGAAUUCUGGCUGAGCGAAAGUAAAACCAGUAUCUAUGCCAGGUCAGUUGAUAGAGUUACACAGUGGAGUAGAUAGCUUCAGCUUUGAAAACUAUAAGAAGAAAAGUAUCAAAUUUUUUUCAAAAAGAUUUCUCUAUUUACUACUUUUCAAAUCAACCCUGGGGUGUAGGUUUUAUUAUACACAUAAUAGAAUGCUGUUUUGUCAUAUUUUAAAAUAACAGAGUAUCCCAUUGUUUAGAUAAAUUAUGCAGUAUUUCAAUCUAAAAUAGUUGUAGUGGAUCACCAAUGAGCCGUAGGUUUGUUUUAAGAGAUUCAGUUUAGAUCACAACACAGAGUAUCUGAUGUAAUUACAGGUUGUAUAUAAUAUUAUUCCACCCACGACUUAAAUAUUCUAGUUAUGUCACAGAGUUUGUAAGAAGCCUAUUCCACUUAAAAGGCUCUUCUACGUGUUCCGUGUCUCAUGACUUGGAAUGCAAGCACUGCAGGCAACAUCCAAGAUGUGUGUUUGUUGUGAGUGGUAUUGGUUUCUAACUUUCUUGGGCAAAUAAACCAAACGUCCCAGAUAUGGAAAGAGCAGAAUUCAAUGUUUAUCUCUCAGGUUUAGCAGCAUGCAUGUUAUAGCCUUAAAGGGACACUACACCACAGUCACCAAAACGUAGUUAGCUUAAAAAGGCAGUUUUUGUGUAUAGACAAUGAUCAAGUCUCUCUGAUCACUUCUCUGCCAUUUAACUCCAGUUUGUGUAUACAAGGGCUUACCAUAUGUUACAACUCGUACUAAGAUUGAUUUUUUAAGGGGCUUAUGGUUUAUGCAAUAAACGUCACAAAACAAUGACAAUAUAAUAAGCAGUUUCCCUUAGCAUAAUUGGAAAUUGCUAAAGGAAACUGCUUAUUAUAUUGUAAAAGAGUUAUCAAGUUGUGGCAUAGUCAGUCUAUCUUUCAGGUUAAAGGCAAUAUACUGCUCUUGCCUGUGCUAAUCUAAUUAAAUUUAUUAAAGAUGUGAGAUUGGAUCACUAAUUAUUACGUUUUGACUACUAAGUCAUCUGAGAAAGUUUGGGGAAAUAGGGGUUGUUAUGAGCAGCAAUAUGUUAAUUUAAUAAUAGAAUUAAACAGAAUAAUACAAUAUUAUUAUUCUUUUGUGUGCCUUUUACUAAAAUAGUGACAAACGUGAUUGUGGUGUAGAUUGUGAAGGGUUUAAAAGUCAACCAAUAGAUGGUGUCUGUCCAGUUUCUAUGCAAAGUAAAGAGAUCUUCUUCAUAAUAGUUUAUCUGUUUUAAUAUUUCAGUGUCCUUCAGUACAUUGCUCAGCCUGCUAAAGGCAAAUGUUUAAUCCAGUUAUGGCUAAACUUGGCAAGGCUGAUGCUCGUAAAAUACAUUUCCUUUGAUAUGCAGCCAGCCGCUAAACUUUUUGACUGGCUGAGCAUCAUGAGAAAUGUACUUUACAAAUGUCUGUUGUUAGUGAUCACUGUCCUAAUUGCCAAUCCAAUCUGGUUUUACUUUUGGGGAAAAAUUGCUUCCUUUGGGCGGCUGAAGAAUGAGUCAUGACCUUGGAUUUUGGACUAUCAUGUUGAUUGUCUUCCCAUGCAACUGCAGUGCCACCGAAUAUCUGUUCCUGAACCCCUCGAAUGCUUUUGUUAGGGCAUCUAAGGCUAGCGUUUAUGAGUAGAAAACUAAACAUAUUGUCAAACUGACAGGACAAGGGCUUUAGAGUGACACAAUUGGCAGGUGUCCAAUAAUCUACUCUGUGACUUUGUAAACUAGAAGAUUAAAAAAUACUUUAUAGGAACAAUAUAGAAUGUAAGCUCGUUUGAGCAGGGUCCUCUUCAACCUAUGGUUCCUGUACAUUUUCUUGUAAUUGUCCUAUUUAUAGCUAAAUCCCCCCUCUAAUUAUAUUGUAAAGCGCUACAGAAUCUGUUGGCGCUAUAUAAAUGGCGAUAAUAAUAAUAAUAAUAUACAUAGCAUUAGGGAUACAAACCUGUAAUAAUGGAUGCAAGUAUUAGCAACUUGUGACACAUACAAACAUUUGUGUGGGACAUAUUAAGGCAUUAGAGAGUGGUGGAAUAAAGCUUAGUGGCAGUACGAAUAUUUUAUUCUAUUAUGGUCUUUGCAUGCUUUUAUUUAUACGAUACAUCUGGAAGUUAUCUAAAAUGUGCUAUAUGCUAAACAGUUUCUUAGUGUAAAUAAUAAUAAAUAAUAAAAAAGUUGAGCUCAUUCUAUGCAAUGCCAAUAUACAAUAUCCAUAUAUUGGAUGUUAUUGGCUGGCAUUAUUUUGUAACUGCCUCUCUACAUUUCACGUGUUAUUAUUUUUCAUUUUUAUAACUUGUUUCAACAUGUUAGAUCUUUCUGUGUACAUGAUGAAAAUGCACAACCAAAUUCAACUUUUUUUAUACCCUAUAAACAAACCGCUAAAAAUAACUGUUUCCUACAAAACAGCAUUUCCUUAUUUAUUUAAACAGGAUAAAAACAACGCCCUUGUUUCAUCAAAAGCAUCCCAUGAGGUCCAAAUAUUGUAAGCUGUGAAACAGAUAUAUAAUUAUUCUUUAGCGGUUUUUUUGACCAUUGUCACAAAAACUGCAAAAUGAUUUUUUCCAUUUUUAUAUCAUUUUUGUUUGUUCAUAUUUACUCUGUAUCCUAAAAAAGUCACAGUGAUGAUAACAGAAGCAGCAAUCUACAGCUACAGUGUUGGUAAAUCCAUGGAAAUUAUAACCAGCAUAGAGAUUAUGUGACAAUUGAAAGGUAUGUCUUUCCAGUGGAUUGAGUUUAGAUGGACAGUCAUUCAUUCUUCAGGUAAUGAUCCGAGACACACCUCAAAGUUGUGUAAAGAGCUUUGAAAAGUGUUGUUUUUUUUUGUUUUUUUUUGUUUGUUUUUUUAAAAUCUUCGUCUUAUUCACAUUGUGUGGUAUUGAGGUCUGGAGCCUGGGCAGGUGAGGCCAAUAGAUUCAAUUGCCUUUCACUUGUCAUCAUGGCUAAAGAGUGCUAUUCAACAUGGCUUUGAUACGCCUUCUGCUUUGUUGGUUUUGUUUUUUUAAUUGUAACGUGUUUCCCAUUUCAAGUAUUUCAAGAAAAUUAUACAACCCGAAUCAGUGUCAUUUAUGAAGUCAUUCACAUUGCCAAAUUGUGUAUUCGAAAGGCAAAAGUGGGUACCCCAAAUUAAAUUUAUCAUUAUACAAACGGGGCUUUGGUAUUUCUGGAAAUGUAGAAGAUCAGUUAUAUAGGAGUUGGUACAAGUGAAGUAGACUAUAUCAAAGUUUCGCAAGCUCUGGUGAAUAUUGGUAUUUUUUUUUAAUGUAUUAUUAAAAAAGGUAGUAGCAUAAUAAUGUAGAGAAAAAAAAAUAUGUUGAUGAUGUCAUUAUAUGGAUAGUGAUAAAGUUGGGGUCUGAAAAAUAGAUUUCAACCUUCCAUCUUCUACCCCAAUCUUGGGUGCCUCUCUUCCGUUGCCCGUUUGUUAAAACACUCUAGGAAACAUGAUUACACUACAGAAUCGAAUAACUUGGCUGGUCCCUCCUCAUACAUAGUGGCAAAGAAGGGAUGUGAAAUGGUUAGGAGAAUGGUAUAUUGAACUUUCCAAGAUCCACUUUCAUCAUUAAAUGUCCAAGCAUAGGUUAUAUUUAAAGAAGUUAUAAUAUACCAAGAGGAGAAGAUAACUCUGCUCCUACAACUACCAAUGUGGUGGCCACGGGAGUCACAUGCGAGUCACAUAGGAUUGCAGGUGCAUUUGACUCAUAAAUUCCCAAAGAGCUACAGUAUGUUUGUUUUUGUCUCUGCAAAGUGGUGUUUGCAGUGAGAGACAUCACAUAAACAAAUACAUCCAUCUGGAAGUACACAUUCGCAUACAGGGUGGGUCAUGCUGAAAACAAAAUACAUCUCUUCUGUAUUGCUGUAGGUCAUAGUUGUUACAGUUGUUGUGCUGUGCAAAUAGUCAGGAUUUAUGUUUUACCGUGCCCAGUUUGGGAAGUUUAUACUAACUUAUCAACUCCUGUUAAUGCCAAGUAAGCGUAAACAUUCUUUUGAAACAUGAAUUGGCAGCUUACGUGCUUUCACUCCCACAUGCGGAUUUCAAAUGGCAAAAGAAACUGUGUUCUUCCCUUGAGUAGUUUUUAUGGUUUGUAGUUUUGUUUGAAAAGGAAGACUAUGAAAUCUAUAGAGAUUGAUUUGUCAGACAGCAUUAAUGUUUCCUGGCAAUGUAAUCCCUAACUGCAAAACCUUUAUUACUUAUAUAAACUUUGCAAAAUCGAAUGUGUUGAAAUGAUCAUUUUCCUUUAAUGAAUUUUCCUUUAAUGAAUAAGUGAUCAGAAACAUCUGGAACAAGGCAAAGCCAAUACAUUUCUUUUUUUGCUUGCAAAAUAUCUUCUCUUAAAUCUCUCUGUACGUUGUGUUUGCUUUAUCCCGAUGUGUUUUGUUUUCGAGUUAUUGUUGUGUAAAUGUAGGAGCUUUUUAUCCGAAUAGUCUUUCAGAUGAAACUUCUCUAUCACACAAUGACAACAUUUAUUGCAGUCUAGUUCUUAAAGGGAUAGUCCAAGCACCUUAACUGCUUAUGCUCAUUGUAUAGGCUAUGGGGCAUAUAGCGCUAUGUAUUUGUCAUCUUUUAUUUUAUGAAUUAGAGCUGCAGAAAUUGCCUACAUAUGUGACCACAAUUGCUUUAACUCAUGGAAAAAAACCUGAACCUACUUAAUUUUUUUUUUUUAAAGCAUCUGGCUUUUUAAUACAUAUACGGCAUAUGCCAUAAACCUUUGGUGCAAAGAUCAGUGCAGAAGCUACAAAUCCUGGUAGGGAAUAAAUAAAAAUAGGGAACAAUAAAAGGAGUCUUGUUUUUAUGUUUACAUACUUAUUUCUGCAUAAUGAUCUUUAUUAAAAAAAGGAUCAACUUGAGCCCGAAGUGUCCCUGUUUCCGUUUCUAGAGAUUCACUGAAUGCAAUUUUCUUGUUGGCUGACAUCAGCCGUUAAUCAAUUUGUACAGUAUGGAAAAACAAUUAACAUUCCGGUAGUACAACCAUGAAGAUAAGUGAUACAAAUUGUAAAGAUAAAAUACUUAAAUAAUUUGUCCCAUUUAGGAAUAUAUUUACACAAACAGAACUUGAAAACACUAUGAAAAAUUUAAAACAAAACAUUGCCUAUUGUUAGACGUAGGAGAAGAACAUCAGUUUAAUCUCAUGUUAUUUGAGAUUUAGGCAUACAUUAAUACAUGUCAGAAUUAUCAUGUAUCUCCUUAUUCAGUUAUAUUAUCCCAUUAGCAUGUUUAGUAUUGGCAUAUGUAAAAGAAGACACAUUGCUUUAGAGCUACAGGACAAUUACGACUAUUUAGUUACACUAGUUAGCAAAACGAAGAGUGACAGUGGAAUUUGUUAGCAGUAGUCAUCCUUAAUGAUAAUUUCAUUUAGUGAAUGAACAGAGCAAAUGUACAUUGAAUGAUAACAGUUGAUGCAAAGAGACAGUUUAUAAUUUAAUAAAGACAAAGUAUGUUUAAUGAUGUAACAUGUUCUGUUUUGUCUUAUUAUUAUUCCACUUUAGAGUUUUAGCUUUCCGACAAUAAUCUGCUCUCUCCAAGACAUACUUGGUGCAUUAGUGACAAAAAAUAAGUAAGGGUGCUUGUAUUUUCAAUUAUGGAGCACAGAAAAUAAAAAUGAAUACGUGUUUCUUGAUUUUUUCCUAUAAAAAGACAGAAAAAUGUACCUUGCAAUAGCUACAUAUGAUGAUAUUUCAUGACUAGAAGCAUUUAUUUGAGUUAUAAAUAUUUGAAUCUCACUGAUAUAGCAGCUGCUAUUCUCCCUGUACUGAUUUAGUGUGCUAUAAUAAUCCCAUCAUAUGGCUACCAGCAGAGGCGGAGCUAACGUAUAUAACUAACGUAGAUAUGUUUUGUCCCUCCCCCCCCCCCCCAAUAUCAAUGGGGGCCAAAAGGUAAUUUCCCAUCUGUUUUACAACAGAUGCUUUGCCAACUGAUGAUCUAACAUUUGCCCAUCCUUGCAGGUUUGUAUUUAGCACUGAGCAGUGUCUGUGUGUUGGAAUGUAAGCAUGGUUUUGUAUGGAGUACGUGUGAGUGAAUAUAGGGGUAGGAGUGUAUUUGUAUGCAGUGUUGGCGCUUGAAAGCAGGCAUACAUUUAUGUGUGGUGUUGGUUUUUGAAUGCAGGGGUGUGUUCAUAUAUAAUGUUGGUAUUUUAAUACAGAGGGGUGUAUGUAUGUAGUGUUGGCAUUUGCAUGCCGGGGUGUAUUUGUGUGUAGUAUUGGAGUUUAAAUGCUAACAUGUAUGCACAUAUACAAAUACACUGCCACAUAAACACACUGAUACACAAAUAGAUAUGCACAUACUGACACAUAUGCAGAUACACAGACGCACAGAAGCGUACACUGACAUAUAUACAGAAUCACAGACACAUACACAUGCUGAUACAUCGACACAGAGAUACAAACACUGACACACAGACACACAUGCUGGUCAACAUUUACAAAAAUUUUCCCAGCACUUCCUGCAGAUAUGAAGGAACCCAGUCAUGCUGUUAAAGGGCCGCAGUGCAUGACUGUGUCCGUGAUGACACUUGUCCAAUGGAUGGCCCAAAUUGCAUGGACAACUCAGUAGGCCCCCUCAGCAUGCAGGCCCCGAUGCAGCUGCACUGGCAAUAGUGCCGCCACUGGCUACCAGUAAAUGCAUUGAAUAUUUUGAAAUCUAUUUCUGAAUUGUAGUUAUGUUUUUUUUUUUUUCCUCUACCAUUCCUUACAAAUAAAUUCAAGUAGUUAUUGGCUGGUACAUGAAAACUAUGGACUAUCAUUAGUAGAAAUCAUAUAUGGAUGUUGGAAAAUGAUGGAAAAGGAUUUCCUUAACCCUGGUUUAGAAAGAGUUAAUAUAGGAAUCCUGAGGAAUGAUCUGUUUUUUUAAAUUUUUUAUUUUUUUUUGCCAAUUGAAUAACACUGAAACCACAAACAAGGUUAUCACGAUAUUGGUCGAUAUACGUUGUAUUAUUAUUUGCUAGUGUGUUUUGUUUUUGGCUGAACUUCAAAUCCCAUGAGUCAUGAGAAUUUUGUAAGUUGUAGGCCAUCAACAUCUGACGUUCCAGAUGGGGUGCAAAUAUGCAAAUAUCCGACAUGAAGACUCAUUCAAAAGUGAGAAUUCAAAACAAAUUUGUAAUGGAAGCCAAAAUAGCUAAGCAUUUUCCAAGUCCACUAAGCUCAUUGAAUACAAUACACUUUAACAUCACUAGUUAAUAAUAAUAAUAAUAAUAGUAAUAAUAAUAAUAAUAAUAAUAAAAACAAAAUAUUUAAUCAGGAAAGGUACAUUCAGAUUACUCUGGUUUUCAAGUACGUCCUGGGGAUGUUACCUUAGCCCAACAUCCAGGGGUUGUUACUAUUACCCAAUUUAAUGGUACUCAUUUUAUCUACCUCGGAAGGAUAAAUGGCUGAGUCAAUCCUGCUGGGAUUUGAACCUGCGACCCAAGGGUUCAACAGAUUCUAUGGGUCAUCGUCAAUUGUUUUAUAGUAUAUCAAGAUAAAAAUUGAUAUAAUAUAUUUGACAUACUCAGAAAAAAAUUUAAGAACAAAACACAAAAGAUAGCUCACGCAGUGAUAUAAGAUUGGCUUCAGCAAGUUUUUUUUUUUUUUUAUAUAAUAGUUAAGGCUGGUUUAAGAGGCAAAUGUAAAAUGUAUAUAUAUCUGAUGAUGAAUUGACAUUAAAUGUUUUAUGCUGGUACAUCAGAAAAAUUGUUAUGAGUGUAUCAGAUGUCUGCUGAGCUGUGACACUUGCUGUGCUGUUCUUUGUAGAGCAUCAAAUAUAUAAAAUGUGUUUGCGUCUCUGAAGACUCGAUUUGCCUACACCUGCCUUUUAUGAGGUCUGCCCUUAAAUGUGUAGCAGUAUGAGUAUAUGACCCACCUGAUGAAAAAAGCUGUUUUAGAUUACACAGCGAAAGCUAUAUUUGUGGCGUUUAUUAAGGACAAAAAGCAGAGUAAAUGAGAUGUGCUUUCUGGUCUGAAUACAUGUCAAGUGAAACAAUGAUUAAGAUGAUAAAGUGCAGACUGCCAGUUUUAAUUUAAUGGUGCUAGUUACAUCCCUAAAUUGUAAAACUUGUAUAAAUUACACCUCUUUUUAAACAUAUAACCCACAUUUUAUUGGUCUGCAAGCAAUUAUUUUGCAUGCUUUAAUGUGACAUUUCAAUUUAACUCGAGCUGAUUGAGAAUGUGAGUCAGUUUUAAAUAUAAGACAUAUACCUACAUACAGUUAAGAUUUUUGCAUUACGCAGUCUUUUUGGGAAUCUGCAUGCCACAAAUUCAUGUUGGCAAAAACCACAAAUCCCCAUUGCAAAAAUUCAAGCUGACCUGUUACAAAUAUUUAUAGGAAGAGUAGUAGACUAUUUUUUAUAUCAUUUUUGUCAGACCUAAUAUUUAUAUAAAAAUAAUCUUUCCUCCUGAGCUAGUUAUUGAAUUAACUCGGUAUUAUGUAGAAUGAUGAGAAUUUUCAUUGGAGUUAACAAGUUCCAUUUUUUUCUUAAAAGAAUACUUUUAUUGCAAAUGUUUUAUUCUUCCAUUUUUUUUAUUUUGUGGUCUGACAAAAAGAGCAAUUCUCUUUGUGCGUGCUGUUGUUUUUUGCUUGUUUUUUCAAUGGCAGACUAUUCAACAAUUGUCUUUCCACCCACUGGAGAUGUUACAAGUGUAGUCACUUUUGAAUGUUAACAUUCUGGAAUCUAACCAGUUUUCAACAUGUAUUUCAUAUUUUAGGAUGUUAGACUUAAUAAUAAUGACUGUCAUCAUUUAACAUAAAGCAUGAUUAAACCUUAUUAACUGUAUGCUUCUUCUAAAAUUACAUAACCAUCACAAAGGGAUUGGCAAUGACUGAAUAAAUAUGGGUGAACCAAUUUUUUGUUACAGACUUUCAAAUAACACUAAUAUCAAAAUUGAAUGCAGAUGUCAUGUGCUAAACAUGUUUUUUUUUUGUUGUUUUUUUUUAAAGGGAAAAAAAAGUAUAGAUCUCUUGUUAUACCUCUAAACUUUAAAGAUCUCUGGAUCUGUAUGACAAUGCAAGUUAAUUCAAACAAACUUUUUUUAUCACUUAUCUGUGUUUUUAAAGAUUGUGGCAUUGCGUCUCACCAUAAAACACCUUAAACCUUGAAGGCUUAACUUUGUUGCAAUUAGUUAGAAAAUAUUUACCACUUGGGUGUAUUGAGGCAUAUCACAAAAGCCAAACACAAUCUGUAAAUGUAAUUAAGUCGUUUUUAUAGUAGAAAAUUAAGUGUUAGGCCACCCUAAGGAAUUAAGCCCUGAUUUGAAAGUAAGUGUGGGUUUGUGGUAACACUGGAAAAUGUAUGCCCACUGGAGAAACAGUGACAUUAAUGGCAAUAAUAAUUUGUUCCAGCUGAUUUCAAUUACAUAGGCGGCUGUGUCUUGCCUCAUUUCAUGUAACAAAUCCCAUAUCUCUCUUUGUCAACCGCCAUGGGAAUCGCAGCAUUGUUGGAUAGAACUAUAUUUAAAAUGUUUGCAAGCUGUACAUUUUAUUUCAUUAUACACCGAGGCAAAUACAAACAGUUACGUUUAAGUGCAUUGAUUUACCCAUUGGUCAUUUUAUAUCUCACCAUAAAAUUUAAUACUUGCACAUAUAUUAAAUAUUAAGUGGUCUUGUAUUAAAUCAUGUAUAGCCAGAAUAAAACACAUUCAUCACUAGAGAAUAAACCGCUGUGGUUUUGUGUUACAAUUACAUUUCCUCCCUCUUGUGUGGCAAUAUAAUAUUUACCAGCAAGUCUGUGGUAAAAAAAAAUGUCCAGCAUGCAAGUGAAUGCCUCCUUCUGAUUGGCUGCUUAUUUUCAAUCUCUUAAAUAUCUCUAGCAUGGUUUAUUUUUAAAGAGACGGUUAAAACAGUGGUCAAAAAUUGAACUUUUAAUACCAUUGAACUGUUUUAAUAAUAAUUAGCAUGGCAUAUAGCCAGCUGUUAUUCUAUGUUAAUUACUGUGGUUUUUUUGUACCACCAGUGCACGGAAACAUACGUUUUUAUUACAUGUGUAGUUAACACAGCAGUCUACUCUCUAUAAUCCGCUGUAAUUGUCUCAGUUUAACACUUCACACACUCAUUUAGAACGCACAGCAAAAUAUUGUAAUAUGUAAAGUAAUAGAAGUACUGUUGCAACCAAAACCUUUUUUACUUUUAAAUAUUGUCAAAUGUGACCUAUGUGGAAUAAAAAAGAAAAUGACAAAUAGUGUAGUUUUCCAUACAUAUUCACAGUAACACAUGUAAUAUAUCAAAGAAAAAUGUAGGCUUGAUAUUGUAUGGUUCUAAUCAGCUAUGUUUUGAUGGCAUUGAGAUUAAUGGGGUAUAAAUCAUAUUAUUCCCCAAAGGUUGACCAAAUUAUUGGAACGAUUUGUUACUAAGAGCUACUUGUAUCAUUAAAAAUAAUUUUAUGAAUUGCUCUCUGCAAGGCUAGCAUCGUUCAUUAUAUAGAAAAUGUGCAAUGUGCUAUGAGCUGAGUUGUCAGAAUGUAUUUUUUUUUGUUAAAUAUUGCUAUUGCCAAUAUGCAUAUUAUGUUGUGUCCAUACAGAUACACUUUAUGCAGAGUGUCUGAAUUAGUUUUAAAUAGCGAAUCAAAGAUAAAUAAUAAUUUGCCUUUGUGGUUGCUUUAGUAGAUUAACUGGACAGUGUUUUGUAAUUGGAUAUAUGUUUUGCAUCAGAUUUUACUAAACCGAUCACUGGAAAAAUUCAUACAAAUGGGAUGCAAAUUAGCCUUUCAAUGCCAAUCACAACAUGUUCUUCAUAAGUAUUAAUUUCUUUCAAGCUCUUCUCCUCGAAUAAGGAAAUUCAACAGUAACCAAUACUGGGGCAGAUGGCUCUGCAAAUUAAUAAUUUUAAUGGUGUCUGAAUAAAGAGGCUCAUUGAAUCACUGCCAGUAUAUAUUUGAUAAAAAUGUAUUAAAAGAGCAAAUAAAUCUGCGUAAAUGGAGUUUUUCCCCCGCAAAAAGUUAAAGGACCACUAUAGUGCCAGGAAAACACACUUGUUUUCCUGGCACUAUAGUGCCCUGAGGGUGCCCCCACCCUCAGGGACCCCCUCCCACCCGGCUCUGGAAGGGGGAAAGGGGUUAAAACUUACUUUUUUCCAGCGCUGGGUGGGGAGCUCUCCUCCUCCGAUCCUCCUUCUCUCCUCCCCGUCGGCUGAAUGCGCACCCGCGGCAAGAGCUGCGCGCGCAUUCAGCCGGUCGCAUAGGAAAGCAUUCUCAAUGCUUUCCUAUGGACGCUGGCGUGCUCUCACUGUGAAAAUCACAGUGAGAAGCACGCAAGCGCCUCUAGCGGCUGUCAAUGAGACAGCCGCUAGAGGGAAUGGGGGAAGGCUUAACCCACUGAUAAACAUAGCAGUUUCUCUGAAACUGCUAUGUUUAUAAAAGAAUGGGUUAACCCUAGCUGGACCAGGCACCCAGACCACUUCAUUAAGCUGAAGUGGUCUGGGUGCCUAGAGUGGUCCUUUAAUUCUGCAGUGAUGCAGUCGUUAUGUCUUGGUAUCAUUCACUUCUUUUGAGACCGUAAGGGUUAUUAACUGCACUCUGAGUUUUAACAAAUCAAAAUCUGAAUGGAGACAACUUGGGCAAACAUGGCUGAUUUGAAACCAGACAGAUUUUGGCUAUUUUAAUCUUAAUUUUGCCAUUCAGAUUUGAAUUUGCUACAAUUCCACGUUUAGUUAACCCUUAUCAAUUGAUUGGGGAGUUAUUGACUAUUCUAUUGCUCUAUUCAUUUUUUGUUCAACGUAAUGUAUUAAUGGCAUUUUUUGGAACAUACCCUGCUCUAAGUAUAAUAAUUUCCUAUAUUUUUUCAACUAUAUGAAUUGGCUUUAGAAAAACUGAAAAAAAGAGCUUGUGCUUGAAGUCCAGUACUUUGAUAUGAGGUCAAGCUUGUCUGUAACUUAAUAUUAAGUGGACACACGACUGUCUUCAGCCUCAGUGGAAAAAUACUAAAAUUUCCUCCAGAAAAACUAGUUCCAUCACCCAAAAAUGCUCCGAGUUGUAUUUAUCUUUAGCUCAACAUUCCAUCUGUAGAUAAGGAAAUGACUUUCAUGUCAGUAAUUUGAGAGCACUGUACAAGAACAUUUCUACCAGUUUGAAGUUUAGAAAAGUUCUAAGAAGAUUAAAUAUUCUAACCAAUUUAAUAUGUUUGUGAUCACACACAUGUUUUCUUUUCAGCCAUACAAAGACCAAACACAGUGUACUGGACAAGGUGGAAACUCUGUGAACGCAUGCACAUAUGGACAUGUUUUCCAUAUAAAUAAUAAAUAAAUAAAUAAAUAAAUAUGAAUGCUUCUUGACCAGAUAAUAGAGCAGGGGUAGGCAACCUACGUAAUAGAGCAGUGUGGGUAGUAAUUAUCUAGAAUUAGCUGGAAUUUUUACCAAAUUGGACAUUGCGACAUAUCAGUUCAAAGUAUGCAUCAAAUGUUCAAAGUGGCCAUUGCUUUUGGAUUUUUGUCCAGUUCCAGUGACACUUGAAAAAUUUGUAUUUUAAGAAAGCAGAUGACUAAGAAAUCUGCAGAAUUAGAUUUUUAUAUUCAAGGAGGAAAGCUAUAAAAUCUCAAAAUUGAAUUUGUGGAUGCCACAAACUUUCUAAAUAAAACUGGAAAUUAUUAAAAAUUUCAUUAUGACUACAUGUAUACACAAAAAAACUUAGUUGCGAAGGAUCUGUAUAUGGUUUGCAUCAAUUUAUUCUUUUGAAAUAGCGUUAUUUUAUUAGCAUAUUACUAUAUGCCACUAAGUUAUCACGGUUAUAUACAUUAUCUUUAAAUAUAUUCUGGAAUUCUGUUUUGGCACUGGUUAAUUUUCCUCCCUCCAGUCUGAGAUGCUUUGCUGUCUGAGUAAUCUAUAAACAGAAGUUGACCUUACAAUAUGGAACAGUAGCACAUAUAUGAUACGAACUGUUUAGAGGAGUUUAAGGGAGCCUUGCUUGCUAUUUCUUUUAAAGAAUUUUAAAAUAUAGGCCACGAUGCACGCUACAACAUAUGAGCAGUAGAGAAGUUAUUCAAUAAACCAGAAUUGUGAAGGGAAUUUUUAGGCCAAAAUUGGCAAAUCUGAGACGUUCCUUAGCUUAGAUCUUUUUUGACUAGUUUGGCCUAUAAUUUUACAUUUCUUAUAGUUAAAAGCAAUUAUUUUUCAUGAUAGUUCAUCUUUAAAGCUAUGUAGCCUUUGUACACAAUCAUAAUGAGACAAAUGGGAUUGGUAGAUAUUUAACACAUUUAAUACCACCUACCACCUUUACUAAUUUCUGUAGGACACCUUAUCUUUAAUAUAUUAUUUUUCUUUUUCGUUUUCUUCAAUCUGAUGAGUAUUUAAAACUUGAGCACCUAUGAAAUGACUCAGAACAUCUCUGAGACAUAAUAUUUGAAUUCCUAUAUAGUACAUAUUUUGUUUUGUUGGUUAUUUUCUUUCUUUUCUUUUUUUUUGUAUAUUUAUAUUCUUGUAUUUAUUUUUCCACAGACUUGGAUUAUCACAUUUAUUUUCCUUCAAAUACAAUUCAUUUGUUUUGGGAGUCCUUGCGGAAAUCCAGUCACUGAUGCUGUGAAUGACAUUGAAAAACUGGUAAGAAUUCUAUUUCAUGCAUUAUAUUGGACUUAUAUAGAAUAAAUCUAUUUUGAAAUACCUUACAAUUUUUCACACCUCUCAAAUUCAUAUUUGUUAAGUACAGAUGUAAGUAGACAUAAUAUUUAAAAGUCUGAGAAGUGAAAGUUCCCCUUUUAAUAAAGACUUUAUGUUUAAUAUUUGGUGUGCUUAGAAUAUGUGCGGAAUAGAUUACUCUUAAACAGGAAGUAUUAUUAUUAAUUAAAAACAAAUAGUUAUAAUAAUUUUAAAUUAAAAUAAUAAUAAUGCUCUAUUUAUGGUUUAUUUUUUUGUAAAUUAUAGUUUUUUUUUUUAGAAUCCAGAUACAUGUUGUAUCAAAGCUCAAAUCAAGCUUGGCUGUGAGUUCUUACAUUCAUGAAAAAAGUGAAUUAAAUAAUUUGGCAAGCCAGAAGCAAUCUAAUGAUAGCUCUGUUAAUUUGGCGAGUAGCUUCAGCUAUGUUUUAUAUGAAUGAAAAUAGUAAAAACUAGCAGUCACACAUAUGUAUGAAUGAUGUACAGCAUCUGUCAUAGAAGACAAUGUGAGACCCCAUGCAAGUCACUUAUAGUCAGCUUACACACUUCAUGCAUGAUCUAGUUUUGGUCACUCGUUGUCUGUAAAGCUCUCCCUAUGGCACAUUUUCAUUAAGGAGUAAUAGUUUACGUGUUCCAAUACAGUGGGAGCCAAUGCCACUUGCAUAUCGGGCCGAUCCAACCUACAUAUGGAUGUGGUAGAGAUACAUCAAUCUCAAACAAUGUUUCGACCCCUCAUAUACCUCAGAUGCGACUAAGGUGUUGGUCCAUUCCACUGUCCUUUCUCGCCUUGACUACUGUAAUCCGCUUCUCAGUGGUCUUACGUGCUCCCAACUUGCGCCUUUACAGUACAUAAUGAAUGCGGCAGCGAGGCUCAUCUUCCUGUCCGCCCGCACCUCCCAUGCCUCACCCUUCUGUCAGUCCCUACAUUGGCUUCCUACAAAAUAUAGUGCUCAAUUUCAAAUUCUGGUUCUUGCUUUCAAAUCGCUACAUAAUGCAGCUCCCACCUAUCUAUCCUACCUUAUACACAAGUAUGUCCUGUCUAGGCCCUUACGAUCUGCUGAAGACUUACGUCUAUCUUCUGUCCGUACUCCCACCUCUGAUGCUCGCCUUCAAGAUUUCUCGAGGGCUGCACCGUUCCUGUGGAACUCGCUUCCCUCCUCCGUUAGAUGCUCACCCAGUCUCCACUCCUUCAAAAAAUCGUUAAAAACCCACUUCUUCAUAAAAGCGUAUCAAUUAAACUGUUAAUAGCUCCUGACUGAUUCCUCUUCUGCAACUGUCACUAGUCUAAUACUAUCCUUACCUUUUUGUGUCAUUUUACCCCACUCCCUCUAGCAUGUAAGCUCAUUGAGCAGGGCCCUCUGUUCCUGUGUGUCCAACUUGUCUGGUUACAACUACAUGUUUGUUCGUCCACCCAUUGUAAAGCGCUGCGGAAUUUGAUGGCGCUAUAUAAAUAACAUAAUAAUAAUAAUAUGCCAUAUCGGCAACAAUUGGUUCAUCCCCUUUCCCAAAGGGCAAGCUGCCUUUUAUCUGUUUACUGUGUUUGCAUCUUACUUUUUCUUUUCUUUUUUACCACCUAUAUUGCUGUGUCAGCAUAGAUACAGUUCGUAUCCGCUAUACAAGAAAUUGCUUAGUUCUUGUUUUUAUCUGGCUGUGGUAUUUGAUUAAUUGAGGCGGAAAUUUUAAUUUUUUAGAGAAUUAACUAUACUCUGCCGUACUUAUUAUAGGAAAAUUAAUUUCUCUGCUUGGACCCUUGUAGCUAAACAAAUAAGUUAUAGUUUUUAGCUAUAUGCUUUGAUAUUUGAGGUUAAAUCUUUUAAUCUACUGUAAGUAAUCCAAAUACUGUGGUCAUGCAAAAUACAGAGGAGUGGAAUUUGCUGAACAAAGAACGGGGCAUGGUGGUAUGUCCUAGAGGCCCAGCAGGCUUUACUGGCUGAAACAAACAGGAGCAUCAAAGGAAUGCAAUGUAAAUAUGUGUCAGCUACCUCUAGUCAAUGAAAAAGGACAUGAGGGCUAUGUUGGGCUUCGAACAUGUUUUAUGACUACCAUUGACUUGUCCCUUCUUCUACAAUAUGAAGUCUGAAAUACAUGCUAUGUUUCCUUCAAAUGCAAUUAUUUCACAAUUUAUAUAUUUGGAGAAAAAUAACCUUUCAAAUUCUUGUUUGCUAUGUCUGUGCUUAUCUGUAGAUGGUGGAUGGAUAGAUAAGCAGGAUGGAUGGGUGGAUAGAUGGAUAAGCAGAUGAAAGGAUGGAUGGAAAUAUAAAAAUGUUAUGAAACUUUUUCAUAUAUAGAAUUAAUUUUAAAUGUGGAAUGAUGACAAAUGGAAAAACAGGUCAAAGUUCUUAUUUCUAAUGGCAUGUAAUCUAUAAUACUUUGAUUUAGAUAUAAAAAUAAAAACAUUAAAAGUAUAGAGCUUAUUAAACAAAAUAUGAAUCAUAUUUGUCUUGAUUCUUUGAUGUUCUUGAACAAUUGCAUAUUUUUGUAAAUUAAAGAAAUGUUUCAAGAAGAAUGAAGUCAGAAAAGAAAGGAAUUGCCAUUUAUCUGUAAUGAUAAACACACUUUGCAAUUUACAUUACAUAUGUCAUACAUACUACCUUGUUCUUAAAAUUGAAAGCAGCUUUCUUAAAAUAUACUAUUAGCAUAACAAUAGUGAGGAAUCUUUUGGCCAGACCUCAGAGCCACAUUUAGUUCAGAAGGUCCCUUUUGUACCUUGCUGGUGCAGAAGAAAGAAUUAUGGAGCUUGGGAAGGCAUAGCAUUAAAAAUGCAUUAAAGAAGAGAACACAUUAAAAAUGAACUGGGAAGAGAGAGCUAACGAGAUUAAACAGCAAUGGCUGGCCCCAUAAAGUGUAAAUUGACACAUUUUGUUACACCAGUGUUGUACCACCUGACUUUGUCACGUGAAUUUGUUCUGAAGUGGUCACUACAAUACGCUGUAAGAAAUCCCCCUAUGUCAAUAACAUCAAAAGAGGACUUUCACCUCAUUCUCUGCUAUCCAUCAUCCAAUUUUAGUACCUUGUAAAUGUUAACACUUUGUUUGCUUUUAUUAUUUUGCGUUCAUUUUUUACAUACUUUUUGAGGUACCAUCUAUAAUGCAAUAAAACAUCCAGGAGGUCAAAACCAAAACCACUUUAUUAAGCUAAAGUUGUUUUGGUGCUUAGCGUAUCCUUUUAAUUAUGUUUCUCUUGUUGAGUUCUGUAGCAAGUUGUAGAAUUUUCUCAGCCCAUCUGGAAAUUGCUGGUCCCGCUGUAUUAUUUUAUUUAUACAUUAUUUAUGUAUUGAUUGACAUAGACAGAUUGCUCAGUUCUGAACAUUAACCCCUUAAGGACACAUGUCGGAAAUAUUCCGUCGUGAUUCCCUUUUAUUUCUGAAGUUGUGUCCUUAAGGGGUUAAUAAGUAUAUAAUGUAUUCUUUGAAAUUAGGUUGGCUGUGUAAGUUAAUAAUUUAAAAUGAGCCACAGGGUAUUUUAUGAAAAUGCAAAUGGACCACAGUGAAGCUGUAUAACAUCAUAUUAGCAAAAUGUAUUUACCCUAAUGUGAACUUUUUGUUAACACUUAUUGUAAAUAUCUCAAAAGCAAUUUAUAGGACUUGCUUGAAUGACCCUGAAUCCAAGUGGUGAAUAAAUAGCAAGUCGUGUCCAGCUACUGCUGAAUUUAGGCUAACAUAUCUAGUUAGAACAGUCUUCCAGCUAGGUUAGCAUAAAGAUUGUCAAAUAUUGUGUUGUCAUCUCGUUGUUCCUGUUAGCCAAACUUUUUCCAAAAAAUAAAAAUGGACACAAUUUUGCAUGUUCACCUCCCGUAGAUGCUCCAGUAAAAUAAUAUCCUUACAGAAAAUGUUUAACUCCAUUUAAGAGCCAUAAGAAAAAGCUAUUUGACAAAUAUUCUUUACUAUCAUCAUGUUCAAUGCUAAGGAUGAAAUAGAAUUUCUUGAAACUAUAAGUCAUUUUCUAUUUCUUCAAAAGCAAAUUGGUAGAAAUUCACUCAAUAAAUAUUUGCUUGCUUUUUUUGUAAUGAAAAAAAUCAAAGUGCAAAAAUUGAAAAUUGUGUGAAACAGAAAGAAGAGUUUUUGUGUAUCUUACUGUAAAAUGUGGAAUUAUUUAGAGAUGUGUAGCUUUCCUAUCAGAGCUUUGAAACUAGCCUGGCUGAUAUGGACACACAGCAGACAGACUGUCAGAAAGGGCUAUUAGGUGAUAUAUGAUUAUUGAAAUCGGCGAGUCUGUUAAAAGUAUGUUAAAUGGAAUGAGGUGGGGAUAAGUAGGUUAGAAACUGGCAAUUUAGAAAGGUUCCAGAUAGGAGAUGAUGAGUCUUCAGCAAUUAAGUAAUUACUUUACUUCACAUGAAUAACAGCAAUAAAAAGUUUCAUUGGACGUCUAUACAAAAAUAUGUUGCACUACACAUGCAUAUGGCUGCCUUUUUGGGACUCUUAAGUGACAAAAGUACAGUCUGCAUAAUAUAGUAGCCCAAUGAUAGCCAAGUCACAUUGCUCGGGAUCUAUUCUUAAAAGUCUAAAAAGUUUGACCAAAGAGGUUUGUUGACAAAACAUUAUUUCAGAUAAGAUCGAAAUGAUGUGCUUUAUUCUCAAAAAAGCUGACUUUAGCAAACAAAUGAAUGACUAUCAUUAUAUAUUAGUUCAGAGCUUAGGAAAUGAGGAAAACUCUUGAACGCUUGGUAUACUCUGUUUAUUUUGGCAUUUUAUAUAUUGUGUGUAUAUAUAUUUAGUCUUUUAAGUUGGAGUACUAUUCAGCAUUUGGCAGAUAAAGAAGGUUUAAACUGUUUGGGCUGACCCAUUUUGAAAUCCUAUUAUCUAUGUUUGUUUUUUUUAAAACACUCGAAAAAACAUACAUUGUAUUGGUGUUAUUUACAGAAACCUUAUGCAGUUCACUUCCUGGUGAAGGAGAAGUCAUAGGGUAACGUAUUGAGAACCAUUUGUUUGCCUGCUCUCCCUGAAGCUUGGCAGUUUACCUGCUUCAUUAUAGCCCAGACAUGUAGCACUCCAUAUACACAUUCAUAAUAAAUGUAUCAUGGCCAAGAUCCUAAUCUUGAAACUUGGCUGUGUUUUAUAACUGUCAUGAAUGAAGUGUGUUAAAUAACUGUUGAUUAAACAGCAUCAUUUCAUGCUUGGUUGACAGUGAAUGUUAAACAUCAACGCUUUCUUAAUCCAUUACAAAAUAUCAACUGAAUGUGCCAAAUUUGUUCACGUAAAGGUCAAAAACUUUUGAACAGAAAUAUUAUUUAUUUUAAAUGAGGUAUAUGUAAAAUAUGAGAGAACCUAUCCCUACUUUAAGGAUAUGACAAGAAGCUGUAUACAUGUACCUUGGGUCAGACAUUGUGUAUAGAUUGACAGCCCCUGUGGUCUUUUCCCUACACUCCUUGCACAGAAGCUAGGAAUAUCACAUAGACUGUCAGUUUUCAAAUCUUUCUGACCCAAGGUGCGUGUCUAUUGCAGGAGGAUACUGUAAUAUACUAAAGGAAGGAAUGAGAUUUUAAAUUUUAAAAUUUUUUUUUACAUAUAUUGUAUUUAACAAAGAAUGCAUUACUUUUCAAAAUUUCAGAAGAGUUACUAUAUUAAAAUAGCUUUGAGGUGACUUUGUCCUUUAAAUGGAGAAUUUAUAGUUCCAUGGUGCUGGUAUCCCACACACGGCAAGGAUAUUUAGAUAGGACGAUUAUCGAACUCCCAGGAUGGUUCUGGUCCCCUGAACAUAGUGCAAGUCCAUUUUAUGAUGCACUUUUUUUAUGAUUGUUGAGGACAUUUGCCAGGUGUCACUAAAAGCGAGACACCAGGAAACUUAGGUUGGACAGUGGGACAGGAUGUGAAUAUCGGAACGGUCCAGUCGAAAUCAGGACUGUUGGAAGACAUGACAUUACUACCUUCAACCAAACCAUACAAAUUGCAAAGGUUUUGUGGUUUAAAGAUGGAACCUUGCUAGUUGUUCCUGUACUUCCCAGGAGAUAGCUGAAAUUGAGAGACAUACAUAAAUAUUUUUCUUUGUAAAAAUUAUUUCCUAAUAAAUCUACAGACGAGUGUAUAUAUAUAUACUCAUAUCGAAUUGAAUUGAAUGGAAGGUAAGUACAGUACGUAGUUUGCUUAUUGCAGACAUGUCUCACAACAUACAAAAAAAAAAUCAAUCCUGCGCUCAAACUCCCAUCACUCCUGGGCCGCAGCAACGACAAUAGUACACAUCAGCCCCAAUACAUACAGUAAAAAACAAAGAAAAAAAGUUACCUGAGCUAUUCCCAAAUCCCUAUGCAUAUUUAAACAAAUGGAGGUUAUUUAGUUUCUCCAAUUCUCCAAUGGCCAUGAGAGAGUUUAACCCACCUGCCACGUCAAGGCAAACCUCUCAGGUGGGUUCUACACUAAGCUUUCACCUUGCUUCCUUGAGCUUCUGGCAAAGAUAUCUCUAAUGAGACGAAGAGGGGUAUUUUUUAUAUACACCCCUAUAUACUUAUUAACCCUUAAUAGGGAACACAUUGGAUGGGCGGCAGCACUGUAACAUAGCUGUGUGAUACAAAAAGUGGAUACAAAUACAAAAAACAAGUCCUGCGCUCAAACUCCCAUCACUCCUGGGCCGCAGCAACGACCACAGUACACAUCAGCCCCAAUACAUACAGUAAAAACCAGCGCUCUUCCCAAACCCCUAUGCAUAUUUAAACAAAUGUCUCACAUAGAAUAGAGGAAUUUAAUUUGCAACAAUAUAUUUUGAUGUUGUACGUUCCUCCGUUAUUUUUGCAUUGCCAGUAUUUUCCCAGAAUGCUACAAUAAAAUUAAUGAAAUCUGAUAUACAGCUUAGCAUCUUGUUAUGAAGCUAAUCCUUUUGGCAAAUUAAAUUGCAAUGACACCGGGAACACAAACAUUCAUGGCUAUAGGUAUUGCAAUUUAUGGUUUCAAUUUGUAUUGUCCGGAUUAUUAGGCUGUUUCAUGCCUUAUGCAAUGGGGUGAUAUACCAAACAUCCUUAUUGUUGAGCAACAAGGCAUAUUUGUAUGUACUUUUUUACUUAUUGACUACAGAAGGUCUUCAUCACUAAUACUUUAAAUAUAUAUACUAAACUACGGUAAAUAAGCAGUAUCACAUGACUGUACUUCUAUUGGUCAUUUUCCCCAGUUCCCUUUCUUCUUGAUCUGAAGAACAAACAAAAAGACUUAUUAGAGAGUAAUAUUUUUACGUUUUCGGUGGCAGAGGCGAGGUUAAAAAAAAUCUCAGUAGGCCUGUCCUUUCCUGUCUGCAAGAUCUAAUAUAGAUUAGUAUAACAGCAUAUUCUACUAAGCCAAAAUAUUACUUAAAGGGACACUACAGGAAUUCAGACUACUUCAUCUCAAUGAAGUGGUCUGGGUGCCUUGUCUCUCCUGUUUGACCCUGUAAGUGAAAACAUUGUCUUUCUGCAGAGUCGCUGUCAUUAAACAGCCCUAGAGGCGCUUCUGAUGAAAUAGCAGAGUAAGCAUGGCAUGAGGAAUGUUAUUAAAGGCUCUUGGAAUAAUUUGUAAUGGUAUAUAGAGAAAUGUUUCCAAAUAUGUUUAUUUAUCUAAAUUAAAUAAUUGUGAAAUGUAAAAGAAACUGCAUCGUGCCUCUCAAAGCCCAUUCUAGAUCCAUUGACACACAAUAUUGUUAUCUAGAUAGAAAAUGCAGUUCCAUUUCUAGAAUUAUAGAAUUGGUUUAAAAAAAAAAAAAAAAAGCUUUGUCUUUUUAAAUGGAAUUCUAUGUACAUUUCUGUAUUUUGCACUUAGGUAUAAAUAGACUGGUGUAAAUCGAUAUUCUUUGUGACAAACUAUUGACAACUUCUGUUAUUUAUAUUUAUAUAAGUGCAUGUUUUAUUUACAGGUUGGAAAUCUCCCAAAAGAUUACAAUAUGGCGCUGAGAUAUGUUCCAGUAAAUGAAAAUCUGGUAAGAAAUUGUGAAAGUCAUCAUAUUUAAUAAUAAAAAAUAAUCGUACAAUUUAGUCAGUAAAAACUAGGAAUGAAAAUGUUUCUACUUCCUUAUCCUAUGUCCAUUAACACGUAAAAGGCAAUGCAGGGGAUUCUCACUGAAGAAACAAUAGGAAGACUUGGGUGUGGAAAUGGUAAGGAACGGAAAGAACUAGCAGGGAUAAUGCAUUCACAAGAUGGGAGAGGGAAGAGGGAAGGGUGGGAAAAAAGUCUUGAAAGGAUGCAAAAUAUAGGCAGGUGUGGUGAGUAAAUGAGUCUUUGAUAUAUUGUUGAGCUGUUUAGUGGAAUUCUAUGGAUUUUUUUCAGAUUUUGUCUGAUGUUAAUUUAGUUUUAUUUGUCAUUUGUCUUAGAUUAUUUCAUUUAAAUUCCAUUUACAUACUAAAUUUAAAUGGAAUAAUUUAAGACUAAUGAAAAAUGUUGUUAUUAAAUGUCAUAUACAAUCUAAAAAAAUGUGUACACAUUAUGUUUUUUAAGCUGUUAGAUUAUUGAAAGGACAAUUUUGGAUAAAUUAUAAUAAGAAGACAAAAUAAACAUGUAAUCAACUGUACACCUUAAUAGCAUUUUAUGGCUGUUUUAUGGUGUUUGGCAUUAAGAUCAUAAAUAAAAAUUACUAUUAGUGUUUCUCUGUGUUUAAAAUUAUUGCAUUAUAUAGUUAUUUACCUGGAUUCCAGUUUGAAGAUUGUACUUUGUGCUUUGACUUCCCAAACAGUCACAUUUUACACUUACAUUGCUCACCUACUUUUUUUAAGGUUAACAUUUUUUAUUUUUUAACGUCUAUUUUAGAGCAAUACACUUUCUACUAUUUAGCUAUCUUUUUUCAUAUAGUGUGCAUAUUUAUAUAUAUCAAAUCUUUUAUUUACAUUCACGUAUAGUGCUUACUGGGUUGAAACGGAAGAGAACUGGCUAGAUGGAACACGUGACAAUGGCUCAUUAAAUUUUUUUUUGUUUUAGAAUAUUGCUAAUAUAGUUCACAUCAGCACGCUGGCCAAGUUAUUAAAAGAUCAAUUCUAUUGUGAUGUUUGGGUGCUUGCCAAAUGAUUUAAGGAUUAUCAUUUCAUACAAGACAUUUUAGGUGACACGUAGCCUAUUUCACCAUACAGGGCAAUGCUGUACGAUCCUUACCUGAUGGUAAACAUAUAUUUGGCAAGAUAUGAUGUUGGAGAUUUAGAAAGAGUCUAAUUUAUAAAGAAUUUAAUGUGUGGUAAGAUUGGUAUUACCAUAACACACCCAGAAAACUGUUUUAUUUAAAUAUAUACCUAAAUGGAACCAAAGCCAAUUCACGGCAACAAAUACAUUCUAACUUGGGUCACUCAAGAGUCUAAAGAUUCAGUAUUCUGGACUUUCACCUGGAAAAUUGAACCCAGAUAUGAAUUUGGUUCAAAUGUAAUUUAAUUCACCAGAGUAGCGUAUAGUUUUCCUAAUUCGUGUGCAACCUAUUGUCACGGUAAUUUGGAGCCUAAUCUUGUUUUAGAAGAAAAUAGGUACAAAUUAACAUUAUGUUAGAUACUUUAAAAAUGAAUCCCCAAAUAAUGUCAUGCAUUUAGUUGUUUGGUCAGUUCAUUUAACUUAUAAGGAAAGUCUUUGUUCGACUCACCAGGUCAUCCAGUUAAAGUGAGUUUAUCCUAAUUGCCAAUUGUCUGUCAAGCUAAGUCAGUUCUCUUAUGUAUUUUUUUUUUUUUGGAACUCAUUUAAACAGUGCACCUGUAUAAGUCACUUUUUUGGAAUUUUUUAAGCUUGCGGGUGAACAUAGAUAGGAAUGCCUUUGGAUUCCUUCUAAAUUGGCUUAUUAAAAAAGUUGAUUAACUGGUAUGCCAGGCUGAAUAGCUUAAGUAAAUUUGGUUAUGAUUCAUUACAAAAAGUGUCUUUUUUGAGGUGAAAUAAGAGAUUUUGGGAGAGAUAAAAAUGCUCAACUGUUUCAGGACUCGUUACUAAUAGAAUGGCAACAUAAUUAACUCUCAUGCUGAAGGCGUUAAAUGAACAUUUAAAGGGAACAUGUAGUCCUGAAGAAAACAAUCCUUUUGGAUUCUAUAGAUUCCCUUCUAUGAUUGAGACCACUUUUCCGGAAAAAAAAGUUAGAUAUAACUCACCUCAUUUCGAGCGCAGAGAUUCCUGCGCUGCAGACACCUACUCCACCUCAUGGCAUGCUGACUUCUUUGGGGAUCUUGACCAAUCCGAUGCUUCUUAUAGAGCGGUUUUGGAUUGCAUAUAUUCAUAGAUGGCCAAACGCUGUGAAUGCAUUAAUCCAAUCAAAUGCUGCUUAAAGCAGCAUUUAAUUGCAGGACCAAGUUGAUUUGGUUCUGUAAGAGAUAGCACCUCUAGUGGCUUAUCAGUGUAAAUAUUGCAGUUUCUACACAACUACAAUGUUUUACAUUGCAGGGUUAGAACUCCAGGGCCACUGCACCCAGAACAUUUCAUUGGUAUAAAGUAGUAUGGGUAACUUUUGUGGUCCUAUUACUGUAAAACUAACUUUGUGUGAGUACCCCAGGCACCAUAACCACUAUAGUGGCUGUAGUGAUUAUGGAGCUUGGUAGUGUUCCUUUAAGCACAAAUAAAAAUGUGUUAACUGAACCAAAUUUGUGAACAAUGUUUGCACCACUGCAAAAUAUGCAGACGCUAUAAAUAAACUUAGAAUAAUAAGAAAUAUUCAACUUCCUAAAGUCAAGGCAUUGCUUUUCAAUCCCAUUGUAGUGAAGGUGUGGCAUGGGGAAAUACAGUUUGCCAGAAAAUCAAUUGUAUUGUCAGUGGAAGUAAAAAGGAAAAAAAAAAAUUUUUUUUUCUUCAGUACAUUUUAUUGAAAAAGUAUUUUGAACAAAAGAUUGGAUAAUAAAAUUACAAAAAAAUAAUAGCAAGAAAAUUGUAUUAUGAAAAUUACGAAUUGUAUAUUUAUUUACACUUUCUCUUACAAUCCAGUAUAUGAAGUUUAUUUUAUUCGGCAAACUAUAAAAAUAAUCCUUAAACCAUUAGGGGGUUAAACUCUUAACUCCAUAUCUGAUUGAUUUAUAAUCUGAAUGGCAAAACCGAGGCUGAAAAAUAGCCAAACCGUAAUUGUUACAUUUAUCCAAAAUAGCUAUUUUUCCUUAAUUUCGUCAUUCAGAUUUCAGUGCACUAAAUUUGGCAGUUUAGCCAGUAAACCCCAGCAGUCUUACUGCAUGGUUAUUAAACAAUGUAUAUGUAGAAUAAAAACAAAUGUUACUUUUUCAUGCAUUCUGUAGAUAUUGAUUUUUUUUUCAAUAAAAAAAACAUAACUUUCAAUACUUUCUAUUUUUUUUUCUUGUAAAAUGAAUGGAUUUAACAGGAAUCAUUGGAAUUAAAAUACAUUCAUUAACCACUUCACUACCAGCAAUGUGUAUGCAUGUUUAUGCUGUAUUCUAUUUACAUUGUUUAUACUGUGUUUGUGAAGUGCAUGCACAUUGCACAUGAAGCAAAUUUGUAAUGGACUAAACGGGACGUGCUGCAACUCAUGUAGACGGGUGCUGUGGGCAAACUACACCUGAAAACAAAGUGUGGAACAAACAGUGUAAUUUGAAGGAAUUUGAAAAAACAUUUGUACCAGGAGCAAAUGUCACAUAAUUAACACAGGGUUUAACUUGCUUUUUGUCAAAACCACUUCUUCUAAUUGCUCGGCAUUCAUUUUUUACAUUCAUUUAGUGUGACAGUAUGCUGAAGGCACCUUAAAAAUAUGCACACAGCAAAACAGUGAUAAACUGUAACUGCUUACUUAGUAAUGGAAUUUAAAAGAAUAUUGGACAUUCCAAUUCAAGAAAUAUUGAAUUGUUCUUCCCUGUGAAAGGUAUACUAACGUUUUAAGCUUUAAUAUUACCAUUUUGAAAGUAAACAGCUAGUCAAUAAACUGCAAGACAGCAUGUUUCACUCCCAUAUCUUACACCAUGCACAAUUUUUGUGGAGGGAGUGAAAAAAUAAAAAGGUGCAUCCAGACCUUCAAUUAAUCAGUGAGGCAGACAAUAUUCAGAUCCCACAGAGCCCUAGGAAGGUUACCAUUUUGGCGCCUCAUCUUUCACAUAUGGAUGGGGAAUAAGGCCAAGCAAAUUCAUGGUUCCAGAGCCCCUGUCCUACACUGGGCCAUAUGUGUCUGUCUAUGGUUAAUCCUGCUCUGCAGGGAGGGGCAGCAAAGAUCCUUCUUAUUCACACACACACCAUGUACAGUGUGGUGUGGUGUAGUUUACCAUAAAUUAGCUCAUUCCCACAUCUUGUGCAAUUGGAUAUUAAUAACGUGUGUGUGUGGUCCCCAAACACCACGUUUAAACAACUGGCAGCCAUGAGCUUCUUUGCUCACACCCAGUGAGCAUCAUAGUGACAGUUAUGUUUUAUAGAGCACCUGCGCACCAUUUUCCCCGCAAUUACCCCCUCUUCUGUGAGAUGAGAUGCGGGCAUGUUGCUUAGUAUGCCGGGGGUGGGAGCACCUAUUAACCCUUAAUUUAUCUCUAGCUUUUGUCGCUUAGCAGUCAGUGUCAAGAUGUUCUCCAGCCAUUUUGUCACAAACCAUGCCCAUAACACCCCAAUAUAGAGUGCCAGGAUAAUGACCAAUUUCUAUUUGGAAUAAAGAAUCCACUGCUUCUCAUAGAGAUGCUUUGCACGUACACCAAGUACUCUUUGUUGGCAUGGUGACACUGGACAUAUAGAUCCACUUAUUAAAUCUCUUAUAGUACGCAGCCCCUAGUGACUGUCUGAAUGACAGCAGUUAGUAGACACGUGAAUUGCAAUACGUAAACAGUGCUGUUUCUCAGUGGAAAUACUACAUAGGCUGCAUCUAUACCCACAAAACCACUUCAUUAAGAUGAAGUGAUUUUUGUGCAAAAAUAUUACAAUAUGAUUUGAACUGUGUUUAUUCAAGGAUAAUCCAAUUCAUUUGUGCAUCUGUGUAAUGUCUGCGGUCAUGUUUUGUUUAUUACAUAUGAAAUGUGCCAUCCAGAUGCCUAGGUAGGUUCCACAAUGUAGAUACUGCCAGAUAUUAGAGGAUCUGUCUUUUAGCUGUGGUAAUAUUGACUUACUGUAGGGAACCGUGCAAACAAUAUUAUCUAAGUGACAUUCACACUUUAGGCGCCAUGUCCAUUUCAUCUCCUUGAAGUUGUUCUGGUGACUUGAGUACCCUGGCAUCAUCAAGAGAUGAAGUGGUCUGGGUGUCGGAUUUUAGAAAGUUGUGUUUCUUUAUUUAUUUCCCCAUUCUAUUAGUAAUGCUAAAUAUUAGUUGCUUUCUUUGGUUUUUCUUUUUAAGACAUUUGGCAGAUGUCAGAGAACAAAGGCCUGAGAUUUUUUUUUUUACCCCUUAUGACUCUCCAAAGAUUUCUUUUCACUAGUUUUACUAUACACAGUAUUUUUAGUCAUGCAAAAUAUCCACUUUCCGGUCAAAAAUUCAAUAAUGUUCUAUGGGAAAACAAUGAACAUCUGUGUAAAAUUAAAAAAAAAGCCAGAUGGCAAUUGUGUCGAGAUGUAAUUUGUUUUUUGUUACAUAAAGCAUUAAGUCAUUUUGGUGUAUAAAAUAGUUCCUUAUUAUCUGCCUCUUGUGAAUGUUUUGUGUUAAAUCAGUCAGUCAUUUAUAGGUCACAUGACAGUGUGUGUUUCUGAAAAAACUGCUAAGCAUAAUGGGUAAUUCUGUUUCUGUAUUUUUUUUUUUUUUAAAUAUAUGUUUGUUUCAUUUCAGCCCAAACACUGCUGGUUAUACGUGAUGCUAUAUGAAGUGACUAUCCGUCUGGAUGAUCUUUCCGACAAAUUUUCCACUACGUCACAAAAUUAUUUAAUCUUAAAUAAUCUUGCCCUGAUAAUGCAAGGCAUUCGGGAUUGUGUUCAACUUAGUGAACAAAUGGUAAUGUAUUUUAUAACUGGAAUUCUAUAAUUAAGUAUGUGGGAAACUGUUUGAGACUUUAGACUUGAUUGCAAUUACAGAUGAAGACAGUUGUGUUUCUUGCAACCGUAGCAGUCAGCAGAAUGUUUUCAGUAGAAUAUCACAGCAUUUUCAUAGGAAGGUGAAAUUUUCAUCCACCAUUUUGUAGGUGACAGGUUCAUAUUCAAAACAUAAAAGUGCAAUUUAUACAUUGACCAUCAUUAUUAAAUGCCAUUACAUUUGAUGUUGAUUUUUUUAUGGCAAUAUUUAUUUGCAUGCAUCUUGCUUUAUUGUUCUAUACGCUGCUUGAGAUAUAUUCCUUCACAGCUUAAUUUUGCAAGUUGUUUUAUAAUUGGCAUGGAAAACCGGAGAUAGGAUGGAACUGAAUCAGUGAAUUAUUUAGUUUUUUGAUGAAUGUGAUCUUUGGCAGGGGAUCUAUUCUCAAUGGUCCAUGCUUUUAAUGGAGAGUUUGUUGAACAACGUGUUUGCUUAGUGUGUGUGUAUGUAUGUAUGUAUGUAUGUGAAGAAAUAGAAUUUUGACACCCAAAUAUAAAACACAUUCAUGACCUCUAAAACAGAUUUGAUUGACUCAGUUCCAUAUAAACCACAAAACAUACACAAUGUGACAAAACACAAAAUAAACUACACCCUUAUAGUGCCUACAAAGAAAAUAUACUUAUGAACAGAAAUGUUUGAGGAUAUCAAGUGUAGAGCCUGAAACAAUAAAAAGUACAACUCAUAGUGUAUACUGUAAAAGCAUCCAGAGAUAAGGAUAAUUAUUGGUUGCACUCACGCAUUGCAGAGCCGUGCAAGGCUCUGUAUAAUACACCCAAGGGUGCCUAGAAAGGCAAAAGAAAACCACUUGUAGAAUGGUCUAAUCUAAAGCAUGAAAUGUUCUUCAUCUGAGAUGACUAUUUUAUAUAGCCUUUAAAGAUGUUUGUGCUUAUGGAUGUAUGUUGAUUUACCCUUUGUGUGUAAUGUAAUGGAUAUAGUUUUAGUAAUUCCACAGUACUCAGUACUUUUUUUCAUUGGGUGUAUAUUGAAAAACAGCUUCAAAAUCUGCAGAUCUCUUGUCUGAAGCUUUUGCUAGCCAUUCCCUUCUUAUUCCCGAGUCCAGACUUUCUGUGGCUGUCUAAUCACAGACUUUCCAGAGCAGUUCAAUGAGAAAUCUAUGCACAUCAGAUGCUCUGAACAAGUGCAGCCUUUUGAGUCUAGCGCCAUUGAGCUAACCAAACCAGGAAGUAACAGGACCUGUUGUGUGAUUGACAGCCAUGGGGUGUAACAAGGUUAAUUUAUAAUAAUGUCUAUUUCUAUUAAAAAUUUUUUGUAAUAUUAAAAAAUGAGGACGCACUCUUCAUGCAUAAAGGACUUCGCAAGCUAAAGCACAUUAGGUGUCUUGAGUGUCACAUUAAGAUAGCAGUUAAGUUAGUUUUUAAUUUCUUUCAUAGUAUUGGAGGGAGUUAAAAAGACAAAGUAUGUAGAGACAUCAUUGUAGUGAAAAGUCAUAUAGACUCCACACAACACUAAGCAUGACCACGCAGACUGCAAUACCUAUGAUGAUAAACAAGACUUAAGAAAUGAAAUCACGUACUUCGUUUAGUGUUGAGAAAAGAAAGAAAGGGAAACAUUGUAGCAACCUGUGCUAAAGACAAAUCUUAACAAAGGCUAGAUUCAAUGUCAUUAUUUCCAGCGCAGAUUUAUUCAAUUAAUUAUGAAAAUGGUAACAUCAGUAACCAAUGACCUAGAGGUAAGAAGUAGUCAUAGGAAUAAACCUAAUAUUUAGGGUAAACUUCACAAGUGUCUUGGAAUGUAAAACUUGGCAAAAAAUAGUCUUUUCUUUACAGCAAGCUAUAGGCCCCCCACCGAGUACUAAACGCUGCUGCAGGCCAAGACUUAAUUGUUGGAAUAAGCAGAGCAUUCUUUGUUGCGUGAGGAGUUAAGUGAAGAAACUUAACGCAGUAGCAACAACUUGGCCUCUUUUGACCCUUGCUGUGUUACGUGCAGCAAAUCCUGUAAUGCCAUCAAUUUUUUUUCACACAUUUUUGAGUAUUGGGAAAUAUAUUUUAAAUUAUUUUAAACAUUAUAAAGUUAUUUAUACUAUUACUAUUCUGUUUUACAUUAUACAGUCAUGUCAUGAUCAGUUGAUGCAGCAUAGGUCUUAGGUUAGUUGGUCACUUUUUUCUCAUACAAAGCCUAUUAUCCAUAGCCAGCGAGUUAUAAAUUAAGAGCUCAAGCUAUACCACAGAUAAAAAGCAAAACUCUAUCUAAAUUAUGCAUUGUUGCAAGAUAAAAUUAUUAGCUUGAGCAGGGGAUUCAAAAAUGGUUUAAGCCUAAAUGGAAGGACAGUGCCAGAGUACAAAAACUCUAUAACCAUUAACAUAGUUACAUAGUUACAUAGCUGAAAAUAGACUUGUGUCCAUCAAGUUCAGCCUUCCUCACAUAUCUUUUUGCUGUUGAUCCAAAAGAAGCGCUGAUCUGAAGCAGUUCCAAUUUUGCAACAAACUAGGAAAAAAUUCCUUCUUGACCCCAAAAUAGCAGUCAGAAGUCUCAUUGGAUUAAGCAGCUAUUACCCAUCUGUAUGAACUCUGACAAAACCACCUCUUCAGGCAGAGAAUUCCACAUCCUUAUAGUUCUUACUGUAAAAAAAAACUUUUCUUUGCCUUAGAUUAAAGGACCACUAUAGGCACCCAGACCACUUCAGCUCAAUGAAGUGGGCUGGGUGCCAGGUCCAUCUAGGGUUAACCCUGCAGCUGUAAACAUAGCAGUUUCAUAGAAACUGCUAUGUUUACAGUAGGGUUAAUCCAGCCUCUAGUGGCUGUCUCAUUGACAGCCGCUAGAGGUGUUUCUGCGCUUCUCACUGUGAUUUUUCACAGUUAGAAGACACCAAUGUCCAUAGGAAAGCAUUGAGAAAUGCUUUCCUAUGGACUGAUUGAAUGCGCGCGCGACUCUUGCCGUGCAUGCGCAUUCGGCGGAUGAGCCCAGUGCUGGAGAAAGGUAAGAAUUUAAUCCCUUCCUCCCCCUUCAGCCCGGUGGGUGUGGGACCCUGAGGGUGGGGGGACCUAAAGAACCUGUAGAGCCAGGAAAACUAGUUUGUUUUCCUGGCACUAUAUUGAUCCUUUAAAUCUCCUUUUUAAUGAGAUGAGGUGGUUAUACUGCCUGGAGUAUCACUUUAAUUGUGCCAAGAUUACGCCAAUUACAUUCCUGGGAAUUUCUGGGUCAAUACCUAGACAAAGUCUUUUGCUUCCCUUCCAAACAUUAAAUAGUUCAUGGCAAAAGAUGAUGGUCGACACACACUAACAUAUUCCUGAAGAUAUACAGAAAAGGUAGGGGAGUGCGUGACUCUAAAUUCCAUAUCCAUAGCUACGCCUGGUUAAGACAGAUUUAGUCUAGAAUUGUCAGACCAAGAGCCUCUGAGCCAAACCUGGCAAUCUUUCAAAACAAACCAACAACAAAUUUCUAGAUUCUAAUCUCUUUCGAGCACGGUCCUCAUCAACCUAUUGUUCCUGUAACAUUUUGUAAUUGUCUAAUUUAUUGUUAAUUUCCCCCUUUAUAGUAUUGUAAAGGACUCAGGAAUAUGUUGGCGCUAUAUAAAUGAUAACAAUAAUAAUAACAUAAGCAAGUGGGAGGAGUUCCAGAAAAGUAGUCAAUGCUAUAUGUGGAACUGCAGUAAUUUGGAUAGAUUAAUGAAUGGGAAAACAGGUGUCAAAACAUACUAUAUAUUGUGUUUUUUUUCCAUUGUAAAACAAAAAUAGAAAGACAUAAUUUAUUGUUACCGCUAGCAUUGCCAUUUUUUUUUAUAGUUGAUAAUUUUACAUAGAAUUCUUUACUUGAAUAAAGUAAUAUUGGCCAAGUGUGACUUGACAAAUGAUUAUAAUGUUCAGUGCUCACCUUAUCUUUUACUUUUAUCUUUUACUUAUUCUUGGCUAUUUUGUGUUCCAUUUCACAGGAAUUUGUAGAAGAAUAUUCUCGACAGGAAGAAAAUUUCUAUCCAGAGAAUUUCUUCCGUUUUGUCACCAAAACAAUUGAAGUAUUCACAGAAAUCAACAACACAGAUUAUGACAGGACAUGUGUACUGCCUACUUUGAGUAAGUUCAACAAUGAGAAAAUAUAGUACAGUGUUUCUCAACAUGGAGUCCAUUAACCCCCAAAAAUUUCUUUGUCUUUUUAAUUUUGUCCUCUAGAUUGGAAACUCAUUUGGACAAGUAUUCUCAUCUUUUGUUUAUGUCUACCUUACCUUGUUUGCUGGUGCACCAUAAAUAAAAGUAUUAAUUAUCACAAUUGUAGAGAUGUCGCGAACUGUCCGCCGAACUGUUUGCGAACUGUCCGCCGGCGAACAAUAGCGUGUUCGUAUUGGGCGAACAUAUCCGAUUUCCGGUCCGCCCCCUAUACGUCAUCAUUGAGUAAACUUUGACCCGGAACCUCACAGUCAGCAGACACUUCCUGGGAGGGCGGGUCUGCUGCUGAUUGGGUGGAAUGUGUCUGCUGGCUGUGAGGUUCCGAACACGCUAUUGUUCGCCGGCGGACAGUUCGCGAACAGUUCAGCGGACAGUUCGCGACAUCUCUACACAAUUGUUACCCCAAGUGGAGCAAACUCUCUUUUUGGCCCAAUGAGGGCUGAGUUAAGAUGCAAUAAAAUUAUGAGUUGUCAUUGAACAACAAUACUGUGUUACAUAGAUGAAAUAUUUACAAAUGUUUUUCUAUUGCAUUUAGAUUAUUCAAGUCAUAGAACAAAUCCAGAACUGGCUUAUGUCCCAAGCACUCUGAAAAAUAGCAGCAGAAUUAGUAAGUCAAUUUCAUUACACUCUUAAUACACGGUUGCAUUUAAAAAGUUUCUAGGGAUUUUACAAGAACCCUGACUUUAUAUAAAACUAUAUUUCAUCAAAGAACCUUUUAGCUGAAUCUUUUUGAAGAUAUUCAGAUUACAAUUUUUUUUUUGGCACUUCACAUUAGCAGGUCUGAAUUUCUGCUCAGGCUUGUUUACAUUUCGUGGAAAGAACAAUGUGAUGCUAUGCUUGAUAAAGACCUCACUGAAGGUCGAAACGUUGCUGUUUAUGUUCCGACUCCAGAUAAACCUUCUAUUUUCGUACUUUAGGUGCCUGGCUCACAUUGUUCUUUAUAUUUAUGUAUGGGGUUUGCAAGCCUCAGGUCCAGUUUUGCACCUCGUCUUGUAUAGAGAGUUGAGGUUGGUUUCCAUCCUUCUUGGUAACGUGUGCAUUGAAAUAUUUUUGUUUGGUCCUGAAGGUGCAUAAACAGUUGUAUCUAGUUACAAUGUUAUCAGAUUUUGCAAUGGAGUAUAGUUUAUUUUAUAUUAAUGAUUUUCAUCUUUCAUAUGCAAGGCAUGUCAAUAGAAUAUAUUCUGGGCAAUGUUGCCAUAUCUCUCUUAGCAUCUAGAACCUUGAUGUCUAGCUUCCAAACACGCAAUUUUAAUUAAAGAGAAACUAUGUCAAGAAAAUGCAUAUUUUUUUAAAUGCAUAGUAUCAUUGCAAAAAAAUAAAAUAUUUAGGGCUGCAUUAGUUACAUAUUGUUAUGUCACUGUAAGCAGGAGAUUAAAACGACAUGACUCCUCAUUGUUUCUUAUACACAUUUUUAAUUAGCAACUCAUUUUUUCCACUGAUUUUAAAUUAUGAUUAAAAUUUGUAUGUUUCAAAUGUUAAUGAACAAACAUUCUGCAGCCCUUUAUACACUACACACGUCAUGCUACUGAAAGAAAAAUGAAUUUGAAUUCAUAAUGUUAUUCUUACUUAAUCUGAAAAUUCCAAGGCUUUGUUUUGCACAUUGUUUAACAUAAUACCUGCAGCCGUAUGAAAAGAAUCUAAGUGUCCCUCCAAAACAUUUGAAUUUAAUGAUAUUUAUACUAAGAAUAUUAAUGUUAAACAGUUCAAUAUGCUGUGUUCUACAUCUCUCCCACUUCCUUCAAAUAUUUACAUUCUUUAACAUAUUCCUAUAGUACACAUAUACCAUUGCUACUGAAAAUAGAGACACAUUAAUACCUCAAAACAUGCUGCCGUUCUUUUUAAUGUACUUUUCAAAAUAUUUAUUCAAUCAUGCAAACUGUAAGGUGGGGGAUGUGGUGUCAGAAUUUUUUAAUAGUUUGCAUCAAUGUGUGAUGCUUUAAAUCAUAGGAGCUCCUGCAUUGUUCUCUAGUUUUACACCUAAAUAAAAUAUGUUUGACCUUUUCUUAUAAUACAGAACUGUACUAAUUUUGGGGAUGACAUCCAAUAAAUAGAGUUUUUUGAUGACUUAACAACCUGCGUGCUUAACCUAGGUUAAAACAGCCAAAUUGGGGGGGAAAAUAUCUCUAAUUUAGCUAGUCUUGAUUACAAUUUUUCUUUUUGACUUGUCUGUUUUGGUUAAAAUAUUGCAAGUUGGUUCCUCCAAAUUCAAUGCAAUGUGUGUCUUAGCUGUGCUUCUACUGAACUACAGUGCAACAUUUUAAGUAUUUAAAUAUAUUAAGUACUUGUGUGGUGCUAAAAAACUUGCUAAAUAUACACAAAACUGUAAAAUAGUCACGCAAAACUGUAAGAUAGUAACUACAUUUAGUCACGUCUAAAUUAGAGGAAUUUUUUUUUCAUGUUUCACUUUUUUGACCUAUUUUAUCCAUGAUUCACUCUUUAGGGAAUAGACUACUCAUAAAUAGUGCAAAUACUGCUGUAUUUGUGUCCAAUUAGAUUUUGAUUAAUUUGUGUGAGCAAUUGCAUUAAACAAUUUUAAACAUUGCUAAUUCGGUGAUCUGCACAAUUUUUAGUCAAAGUUCAUUAUCUGUAUAAUUUACUGAAUAUAUCCAGAAAUGUGUAUUUCAUCUUCUUGAUAUGUUUAUUUUAUUUUUGCCAAACAAGAAAUAGUUUGAAUUGAAAAACUGUGAGAAUGUUCAUAAAAAAAGAGUGAGAAAUUAUUCUGGCUGAUCACUGUAGAAACGAUAGCAAGAAAAUAAAGUGAUUAAUUAAUGAUAUAACUCAGAAUUAUUUGGCAGUAUUUAUACCAUUCAUAAAUAAAUAUGACAACUACUCUUGGUUGGUAUUUUUUUUAACAUGAUGUUUCCACUCCGAACUUGCAAGCUCAUUAGCAGCAGAAAAUUGCAAACUGUAAUGUUUGCAACUGCCAAAGGUUAUCUUUCAUAUGGCCCAGACAUAUCUAUUAGUUUGUAUUGCUUUUUCAGCAGAGAUUUCUUAGCAUUGUCUAGUCUAACUGUGCACUUGUGGUCUAUGAGUUCGAAAUGAGUUUGCAAAAUUUAAAGGGAAACUCCAGUGCCAGGAAAACAAUCCAUUUUCCUGGCACUGCAGGUCCCCUCUCCCUCCCACCCCCCACCGGCCGGGGAGACCUAGUGUGCAUGUGUGGCAAUUAUUAGCGCUCCCCAUAGGAAAGCAUUGAAAAUGCAUUUCAAUACUUUCCUUUGGGGAAAUGAGCGACACUGGGGGUCCUCACAUAGCGUGAGGACGUCCAGAGACGCUCUGUGGACAAGGAAGUGCCCUCUAGUGGCUGUCUACUAGACAGACACAAGAGGUGGAGUUAACCCUGCAAUGUAAUUAUUGCAGUUUAUAAAAAACUGCAAUAAUUACAGUUGCAGGGUUAAGAGUAGUGGGAGUUGGCAUCCAGACCACUCCAAUGGGCAGAAGUGGUCUGGGUCUGGGUGCCUGGAGUGUCCCUUCAAAAUCUAGAAAAAUAUCUUCUUAAUUCAGUUAAGUAAAUUUUUCCACCUCGGUCGAUUUGAAUUAAGUUUUUAUAGUUUAUUGUCAAUUUAUGUGUAAUCACAGUUUAAUAAAAACCUUAUUUUGGUGUAUUAGUCAUAAUGUAUUUGUCAUAAUUAUGUGGCCUCUCUCCUAAGUACAUGUCUUCAGUAAGAUGGUUUACCAAAAAGCAGCCAUCAACAUUAGGUGUUCUAUUAAAGAAAAAGAAUAGUCAAAUUGACAUCAGUGGGCUAAUUAAGAAUAUGAAUGGGGACAUUUUUAUUAAUUGUAACAGCAAACACUAUAACAGUCGCCAUAAGAAGAGUAAAUCUUGUAUAGACAUUGGUCUCUACAUUAUUUUAUUCCGAGUCACAACACCAUGAGAAUUGGGGAAUGGAAAAUUAUGAACUGGGGUUCUAAGAAUCUCAAGAAUAAAAAUAUGCAGAUGAGAUGCCCUUGCUGGUUUACUUCCUCUACUUCUCCAUCCCAGGGAGAUGCACAUUCCAUAAGACAUCUACAACGCCCACACUCCAGAAGGCACAUGCAAGAAUUCGGAGUUCACCUGACAUAAAUACCCCUAAAGUACCUUCAGGACAUAUAGAAAUAUAUUUCAGAUUAAUGAACAGCUUUAUGUAAAAUCACUUUUGUUCUUCUAUUUACAUGUUUCAUUUUAUUGUAUAUUUUUCAGGUUCGCCAAACACAAAUGAGUCUCUCAGUAAAAUCACAUUACAUUGGACGAGUAUAGCAUCGACAGCUAUGGGCUGUUUAUUCAUCGGCUUUUUAUUUGGAGUUUUAUGCUGGUGGAAGGUGAGUUAGCUUGGCAGCUAGAAUUGUCUGAAUUUCAACUGAGAGAGAAUUAUAUAUGUCACAUUUUUCUCGGUUAUCCUAUAUGUGAAUAUUGUGAUUUGUCUCUUGAUUUGUAUAGAAUAUAAGGCAUCACUACCUGUUUGCAAAAGCUACGUGUGCUAGUGAAGAUUGGGAUUUAGAGAGUUGUAGUGUGUUAAACAUCCUCUAGUUGUGAAAUAUCUUUCUAGAGGUUACAGUAUGUGCAAAGAAUAAGAAAGACAAUUUUUCUUCAAUAUAUCACAGUUGCUCUUGAAAUUCACCUCUAAAAAAGGAAAAACAAAACAAGAUCAAUUCUGUUUAUAACCCCACAGCUGAUGAGACAACACAAGGCUAAAACUGUACAUAAAGCACUAGAAGAAUUCUAAAAUGUAGCUACUGACAUACUGUUAAUAUUAAACUUGUGUAAGCAAAUGUUCUUUCAAUUGAAAAGUAGGUAACUCUUUAAACUUAACAGAUUAAAAUGUUAGGAUUACUUAUAGGAACAUAGGCUUACUGUAUUUAUUUGUUAUGCAGGUCAAGCACAGAGCAAUGCCAAAAGAAUCUGUGGGAACGUCAGCCUUUUGUGAAAGUAGAGAUUCUAAUGAAUCAAACAAGUAAGUGUUUAAAUGAAUAUAGCAGUUAUUAUUAAUUAUAAUAAAUGAGGCUAUCUUAAUUGAUUUUGUGAUCACUUUAUUAUUCUUUUAUUGAUUCUUUUCGUUUUUACCUUUUUUUAAAUGUUGCCUUCUGUCUUAGCCUCUUGUCCCCUCUCUCCUGUCUUUCCUCAAAUUUUUCCAUACUACCUCUUACUUUUUUAACGCGUCGACUCCUGCUUCUUCAUUUAUCUUUGUCCUCUUGUCUGUGUUCCAUCUUCCACCUUGUUUUUGGCAUUUGUUAAUCCAAUACCGCUUGUUCUACUGCCUUAUUCUUCUGGAAAUAUAUAUUGUUGCGAAAUACGAUAAAACAAAUUGGCCAAAAUGGUUUAUUGUAUAAACCUGUAGCUGUUGUGCAACUACAUUGCCAUUGAUUGGCAAAGCAUCAUGGGAGCUUGAAUGCCUCAACAGUCUGAGCUGUUUUAGAAUCAAUAUAUAUUUAUAUAUUAAUAGCAGGGCUAAACAUUAAUAAUUGUUAUGGUUACCCACAUAGUUGUAUAAAAAAUGGAUUAACAUUUUUUUUCCCACUGUUCUAUAUCAUUAUUUCCAUUAGUAUUUUAUAAAAAAAAAUAAUAUGCAAUGAAUACAUUUUGUUUGGUUUAUCUACUGAUCGUAAAGGUUGUUAUUUAGAAAAAUAAUAUUUUAUGUUUCACCCAUUAUUUUAUUAUCAUAGAUUUAUAUGCAAAACCAAAAUGCCUUUCCUCAUUUAACUAAAUGAACUAUAUAUAUUAUUAAGUAUAGAUCAUGCUUUUAACUGUUAACAUAUUUAUUUUCCAGCAUGUUACAGCCAGAUGCUCUGAUAUAAUAAUAUAAUGUGGUUUUCCAGAAGUUGCAGUUGCAUUAUCUGGUAAGCAGGUUUUUUUUAUUUUUUUUUAGAAUGCAAAUUUUUUUUUUUUUUAGAAAAAUUCUGGGGUUACAAGGUUAAAACAUUUUAGACUCUGUUUACAUGAUGCAUACAUGUUGAGUCAGAUCUCUCGGAGAACUUACUUUUCCUUGAAGAUUCUUUGCUCUCUUAAAUCAGCAUGUAGCUCCAUAGUUAAGCUUGAAAGAACAUCUCUGCUACCAAGUGGACAGGGAUUUUUGUUCUCUUUUCAGAAACAUGUGGUGGUAGCUACCAGUGCACUUUUCGAUUUGAUUAUUUAGGGUUUAUUCAAUAAAUGUCAACGUUUAUUGAAUUGGAGUCAGUUUCUAGAUCUGCUAUCAUGGAAAACAUUUAAAAAUUUUAAUUUCAUUUGCUAGAAUUCAAAGUUUAUUGAAUGAAAAUUUUGGAUAUAGCUACUGAUUGGAGAUUUUAAAAAUCCGUCAUUACUUGAGCUAAAAUGUGUUUGUUCAAUAUGUCUUUUGCCAUUUGUGAUGAUGCUGUUCAAUCAAAAGUAAUCCUGAAUGAAAGGAAGGGACAGUUUAAGCACCAUAAGCACCUUUGCUCCUUACAUUAUGGUGCCCUGUCUCCCAGUUUAUACUUGAUAGUUCCGUGCAGCAAUAAGGUUGUGGUUCACAAGAUAUGUCUGUAUGGAUGUAUAGCAGUCACAUGGACAUGGGAACGAGCUGUGCAAAUUCUUGCACGUCAACAACUCACACACCUUGUAUGGAAAAUAAUGACUGUGACUUCUGCAAUAGUGUCAUUCAUGUGUUUUCAUGAGUGCAACUACUGCUCAGCUGUUGUUUACUACCAUAAACAACAGCUGAGCAUGGUUGAUAUUUGUAGAUCUCUCAUUCACAGCCAUCACGCUAAUGGGUUAUCUGGUAAAUCUCAGCCACAUCCUGUUCCCUAGAGAGGUAUUUAGAUUUGAAAAUAUAAAUAGGUGGUUUUUAAUCUUUUUUAAUGCAACACCUUAAAGGGAUACUAUAGUCACCAGUGCAACUACAUAUAUUCCUGACCCUAUAGUGUUAACACGACCAUCUAGCCCCCCUGGACCCCUCAUGCCUCCAUAAAUAUAGUAAAAAUCAUACUGUAUUCAAGCCAGAAGCUGUAAAUCUGCAUGCUGUUAGACGCAGGAAAAACAAGCAGUCUGCUGACAUGUGAUAGCCUGAUCUGAUCACAGUGCUUCCCCAUAGGAUUGGCUGAGACUGACAAGGUGGCAGAUCAGGGGCAGAGCCAGCAUGAUUCAAACACAGCCCUGGCCAAUCAGCAUUUCCUCACAGAGAUGAACUGAAUCAAUGAAUCUCUAUGAGGAAAGUUCAGUGUCUGCAUGCAGUGGGAGGAGAUACUGAAUCACAGUCUGGUUCACUCUGAGUGACUGCAACUGGAGGUGUUCCUAGCUUUCAAUGUAAAUACUGUAUUUUCUCGGAAAAUACAGUGUUUACAUGAGAGAGGCUGCAGGGAGCUAUAGUUCUCACCUGAACAACCUCAUUAAGCUGAAGUUGUUCAGGUGACUAUAGUGUCCCUUUAAUUAAUUAGAAAGAGGAAGGUCUUCUAAGUCCUUGGGGUGCACUUUUAUAGUCUUUAACACUAAUUAUUUAAAGGUAUACUAUAGCAUUAGGCAUGCUCAUGUGUAUUUCUAAUGCUAUUGUGUUCUAGUCACCGUUUAGCAAUAGAAGAAAUAUCUCCAGGCACUCAAGAUGUUAAAGCCGCAGGCAGUUUUAUUGAAACAAAGAUAGACAGCAAUGUUUCGCCCUAACAAGAGUUCUUUGUCAAGCUAACACCACAGAACAGCAUAAGUGUAUAUAUAGCAAACAGUGUGUACAAAGUCAGAAAAUAAUUAAAGAAUCAAUUAAACCAUUAACAUACUUAAUUAACAUACUUGGUUUAAACAAACUGUGCAAAUUACAACAGGAUCCAUACAUGUAAUAAAUAUAGUAAUCCGUUCCUUACACUACUGUAAUAUGAGUCACCAUUUAGGUGACACCCCCACCAGUGUUAAAACGUUGUUACUUACCUUUUAUCCCACGUUGUGCUGCUCUCUUCAGGGCUGGUCCGCAUUCUUGGCUAAGAUCAUCAACACUCUGUGAGACCAUUGAAAGAUUGAAAGAGCCAGGUUUUACACAGCUAUUUUGGAAGAAUCGCCUCUAGUGGCUGUCAGACUGACAGUCACAAGAGGCAUUUAAAGCCUGCAAUGCAAACAUUGCUGUUCUUGCAGAACUAGGAUGUUUUAACCUGCAGAGUUAACACGAGCGGGACAUGGCAAUCAUAUCACUUCAUUGAGAGGAAGUUUUCUGGGUGCCUGUAGUGUCCCUUUAAGUAAAACUGGUGUAGUAAAUUAAACCCAGCCAUGUUUUCUGCCAACAUUUAUAAAAUGUAGUUUAUUAUUAAUGCUUUUUGUUCAUCAUUUGCAUUUAAUUAUUAGAAUAAAGGAAUAACUGGGCAACGUGCUACAGAGUAAUGCAAUGUGUAAGAUCUUGUGCCAGUCAGAGAGUUCAUAAAAUAUUUUAAUAACGUGUCAAAUUAAAAUAUUAGGGAAGUAUUUUAAUGUUUUUUUUUAAAUUCUUUAAUUUUGACUCACGUCAUAGUCUUAAUAAAAAGCAUUACAGAAGAGAAGCAACUUAUGCAUGUCAUCAAACACAGUCGGUGUAACAUAACAGACAGUGUCUAGCAUAGAUUGGUAUUGGUCCAUGAACUGAGGGAAUUUAGUUUUGGGUGGUGGGAGUGAGCGCUUGGUCUUAAGCCUAGUGUGCCUAGGGUAGGGAAGUGUUUUAGUUUUAUUACUUACAGUCGAGACAGCUUAGAGACAAAAUUUGUCUAGAAAAUAAACAGUAUUUAAUAAUUAGUCAUUUGGAAUUUAGCAAUCAGCAGCACUCAACAGCUGCAUCUGUACAGUCCUGGUUCAAAUUGUGUGUAGCUACCAUUUUUGCAUGUAAGUUAGGUGAUGUUUUGAUCAUAAACAUGAACAUUGCCGAAUUGUUUGUAUCUAUGUGUGGUUCCUUGAUUUUGCAGAGUUGAAGUUACUUUGCAGCAUUACUGACUAUGAGAAAGUUAUUAAUUGAAGUGCAAAUUAUAGUAAUGAAUUCAAAGUGAAUUUCAAAUUUUAGGCCAAAUUAGCCACAUUGACAACAUAUCAUGGGGUUAUUCACUAAAGCGUGAAUUAUCAGGAAUUCAUAAGUAACUUUUCUUGUAUACGAAUACUAAAACAUUAGUUUGUAAAAAUUAUCUUUUUUUUCUUAUAUAACAGGCAACCGUGUGUUCUCUUCUUGACCAGAGUAGUGUGAAACUUUGCCUUCUUCUUCUGCAACGACAGACUUUAAGACUCUCACCAGUGUAGAGAUUACUUACUUUGUUGCAGCAACCACCACAACAACUUAGCCCAGAGCGUUUGUACACUGCUGGAUGGAGUGCAUUUUAUGCCUAUUCUUUCUGCCUCGUCAGCUGAAAAGAACCUUGCUUGGUACAUUAGGCUAAAUUCAAUUCCACCAAGAAUCAGACAAUUUGCUACACACAAAAGCUUGAAAGGCUCCUCUUUUCUCUUGAAGAAUAUCUCUAUCUUGGCAGAACAUAUGAAAAGCAUAGGUUCACUGGAUACAUAGAUGUGUUUUGCUUUGGGUUACAAACUUUUAAAGAUUUCUUUAAAAUGACCUUGCUAGCUAUCACCACCUCUCUCUGCCUUUUGGAUUUUGAAACUAUGCAGGACACAGAAUGAUGGAAGACACAUAUUGUGUGAGCUUGAUAUACUCCCAGUUCCUGCCCUCUACUUGAGGAAUGUUGUCUGUGGAUAUUAAUGAUGGCACAGUUGAAGAAUGAAGUUCAUUCACAAUAAUACAAAGAUUCUUUUACAGCAAAUCUGCCUUCCUCGAUAUUUCUGGAUCGACUAGCAACAAAAAGCAAUUAUCCAGCAAAGCUAGCACAACAGUCAGGAUAUACAUAUAUACUUUUUUUUUUUUUUUAAGUUCACAUAUAAAUAUAUUUUUUGAUAAUGGACACACAUUUCUGUAUAUAAAGUAUUAUGUUAUGUACCACUUAAAUUGAGUUGUGGCUCUCUGAUGGCUAAAUAAAAGGGGGGGUGUAAGGUUUGUUAUAAAUUAUUCCAAAAAUGAUUAUAAAAUAUAUAUGACCAAAAUAUGAAUAACAGGAUCUAUUUACCAACAGUAACAUUGAACAUUUUAGUUGCAUACUUUUAAAUGCAAUAAAAAUAGCAUAAUGAAUACUGUAUUAAAGUAUAGAUGGAGUGGAAUGCAAAUGUUACUAUUGUGUAGUUCAACAAAAAAAAAGAAAAAAAAAACCUACACAAAGCAUUCAUUUGUACCUUACAAGAUAUCAUAAAAUGGUCUGUGUACAUAUACAAAUUUAAAUUAUUUAUUGCAACAAUUUACUAUAGUAGAAAUUAUUAAAUACUUUAUUGCAAAUCUGAUAAAUACUUAAUCUUACAGCAUAAGAGGUAGUACAAUUUGUUAGCAUGCUUUUAUUUCAGAAUGUUUUGCUCAUUUUAUGCUGUGGUCAUUUACACACUGACAUAAUGAUAAUAUUUUUAUGGCAAAUAUAGUCCCCCCAUUUAUAUAAAUUUUUAUUUUACAUAAUCUGUGUUGUUUUUUUGUUUUGUACUGGUAUAUGCUUUGUUUUUAUGUUUUUUUUUUAAAUUAUAUCUACAGUGAAACAACUGUUAAAAAAACAACAACAAAACAUCGAUUUCUGUGUAGUGAGGAAAGAAUGAAUGUGUGUUACAAGUAAAAUGAAACAGAGCAUUCUUAUAUAAGUAAUCACCAACCAAGUGAGAGUUUUUAUCAUAUAAGGUUUCUUAAAAUUAAAUGUACAGUCCACUACUUCACACGGAUUAUCUCCAUAGUGCAUAUAGAUAUAUUGCUUUGGUUGCCAAUAACAUCCCCUUUCAAAGAAAGACCCUGAUUUUUAUACAAGUUUGACAUUUGUUGACUAUAUUAAAGGACCACUAUAGUGCCAGGAAAACAUACUCGUUUUCCUGGCACUAUAGUGCCCUGAGGGUGCCCCCACCCUCAGGGUCCCCCUCCCGCCCGGCUCUGGAAAGGGGAAAGGGGUAAUAAC